Xyrichtys novacula (pearly razorfish) is the source of this 60415-nucleotide messenger RNA. Lineage: Eukaryota; Metazoa; Chordata; Actinopteri; Labriformes; Labridae. The record is from the annotation of a GenBank genome assembly.
AAUAAAUGAGCGCUGCUGCGCGCCGUGACGCGCGCAUGGAGUGGGGGGAGGGAGGGGGAGAAAAAGAGAGAGAGAAAAGCGGGAUCUCAUCCCUGUAAAUCAACCAGCCAGUGUCCUAAAACACAAGAAGCGCUGAUGAUCUGCAGUGAACCCCCUUCUUCGCCUCCAUCCUCCGAGCUGACCUCGUCUCCGCGCAAACUUCCAGCACACGCGCAGCAGCAUGAGCGGAGGCAGACAGCGUGGAUGUGCCUCAUGAGGCGGACCACAGGAGCUGAACACACCGCUCAAAGUUUGCCCUCAGAACCCACCGCGACUCUGACUGAACUAACGCACAACUUCACGCCCGCUUUCCUGCUGUCUUAACACUUUUUCGACCUGUCGUCCGCCUGUUGGGAUUGCUUGGAUUCCGCGGUGCGUCUUUUAUGUCCAGCCGGGGAGACGUGUAGUUUUUUCGGGGUGGUCUGCGUUAAGGACGGUGACAUGCAGGUUCUCGGUUGGACCGUAGUUCUCCUCUGCCAGUGGAUCCUACGGAAGGUGAGUUCACAUCCACCCUGUGGAGAUAAUCACUCUUGGGGUCACAUUUUUCACAUGAAUCCUUCUGCGGAGUUCCGGGGCUGUUGCCUUUAGAGGGGAACACCUGCUUCUUCAUAUCAGGGGAUCAGUUCUUUCUAAAUCCUCCAGCAAGAUUUUGAGUUUUUAAAAUUUGAAAUGGAAAACUCUAUCAUAUAAGGUCAAAUUAUAACCUGCAGAUUUGAUUGUUCCGUUGCAUUUCAGCUGAAUUUGCGAGAUCCCUGCAGGAUUUUUGCGCACCCGAACUUAGUUAAAAGUUAUAAAAUCUUUACACCAGCUGUAUAUUCUUAAAGACACAUAUGUAUUCAGAAUAUUUGGCUUGUUUUCAGUUUGAAGAGACUAAAAAAACGACUGAACGCGCAGAUUUCUGCUCACUGAGCGUUUCCCCUUAACUCCCACUUCAGCAGCCCCUCCUUUAUCUCCAUCUAUCUAUCUCUUUUUUUUCGCGCUCGCAGCAACUUCCUCUAAUUUUCCUUCAGAAGUUCAACACGCCCGUGGCUUGUUUUAUUAUCUCAGCAUCGCUAUGGCAAAGAGUUUGUGUGCCUAGUUCAGCUCUGAUGCUUCUGCUGCAGCUGCUGAUAAUGUGUGGGUUAAAGCGAGCGUGCGUAAAUGUGCGCGCACGCUCAUCUUUGCGCAUUACAUCCGAGUGUUUUCCUGAUUGCCUUCCACUCAGAGUUAUAAUGUAGUUAUUUUAUACACACAUUCACACACAACAGAAUACAAUACUGUACAAUAGAGGAGGAAUACAAUAGAAGACAGCCUGCUCCGGCUGAUACACGCCAUGUGGAGCUGCUCAGGGUUUCUUUGGCCUCAGUGAGAAAUGAAAGAGAAUUAAAACAUGACUUUUCUCCAUGAUCCCCCUCCUCACCUCUGACUUCCUUCUCUUCCAUUAUAGAUCAUUUUCCCCCCAACUGAUUUUCAUUAAAACCUGUUAAGUGUAUCUUCAAUCACAGUUGUAAAAAAUAACCUGCCACUGUGAGGAAAACUCUUUAUAAAGACUUUUAAACCUGAUAGUUUGACAAGAAAAUAAAAACACAUCUGAAUGAGAGAAUUUCACAGGUUUAAAGUCGGGAUUUUCAGCUCUGUGGCCCCCUCAGUCCCUUCCUCUUAACAUGAGAAAACUGAGACUUGAUGGCGGGUUUGUUUGGCAUGCGAUUGUUUAAAAACACGCUGUUGGCUGCUGGCAGAUUGGGGUGAGGCUGGAUUGUGACAGGUAAUAGCACCUGCACUUCUUCUGAAGAUUGAAUGCAAAUCAUUUCUCGUGCAAACUGGCGCUGCUCUGCCUCUUCCGUGUGAGAGUGCAACCUCAAAUUCCAGACUUGGUUAUUAUCAGGUUAUAUCAGCCACACAUUUCAGUAAUGUGCCGUUUGGGAUCAUGUUACAUUUUAUUUUUUCUCCUGUUUUUCGUUGAGGCGUAAAUGACGGAUAAAUGAGUUUGUUUUCAGCACCUGUGUGGCGCAGAUGACUUGGUGAUCUAAUGUGACAAGUUUAAUGUAUCUUUGGGAGGAGAGGAGAAGUGAAGACGGGUUUGCAGUAGAAGGGAAGAAAAGUUCAUGUUAGCCAUCUUUUUGAUUAAAUUUCAUGCUCUCUGGUAAAAACUGGUCAUAAGCAGCUUCUUCGAGGCCUUGGUGUGUACUUGUGAGCGCCUCAGUGAAGAAUAGAAAAAAGUGAUGAAAAGAUAAAAGGAGAAUUUCUGCCCAAUAUUUCAAAAUCCUUUUUUUUUCCUGACAGAAAACUUCGUUUAAAACAUCUUUUCCCGAAUAAAUUGGUCUCCACACUCGGAUAAGAACAUUUAGUGGGUGGGUUCUCGCUGCGCUCCCUGCAUAUGAUGUCCAACGCUGCAAUAUUAUGAUUUUUUUUCCCACCUUAUGCUUUGAAAUGAUAUCUACAGUAACAGGACUACAAAGAAAGAAAAGAUGUGUGAAAAGCUCCUUUGCUGUUUUAUGCUCCCAGUAGGAACAAUAGCAUUAGCCGGCAUCUCAACCUGACAAAAUCCUCUUAUCUCCCCCCAUAAAACAACUAGCUAUAUACCCCAGGGAUAUUACAGCGCCUGAGUCACUUUAAUUUCAUUAUAUAUAGUCCCACUUCCUUUGCAAUCAUGUCUCAGAUAUUGUGCAUAGCUUUGCAUUUCAGUCUCGCUGAAAUCUCUGUGUGUGAGUGUGUGUUUCUGUGCAUCACGUUUACCCGUGCCCACAUGUUGUGCACAUCUUCACGCCAAAAAAAAAAAAAAAUCUGAGCCAUCAUCACCAGAGCAGGAUCAGAUGUUUUUUCCACCACGGAUUAAACCAGGUGGUUGGUGGUUUUCCCUCCCACUCGCUGUCUUUUCGUCCAUCCAUCUGUCCGUCUUUGGAUCAUCUAAACUGUCAAGCGGCCCAGUUUCACCAAACAGGAGGAGGAGGAGGAGGAAGCACCGCUGGGUUUGUAAUCUGUGCAAAUUAUAUUCUCUGUUCACAAACCGAUUAGAUAUGUAAUCUGUUGAAUCAUGAUGACAGAAGCAAUCACAUUAGGGUUGAUAUCUAUUGCCUCUGAAAUUGUUCCCAGAGAUCAAAGCAUUCUUUAACCUAAAAAAACCAGCCACUGAUUCAUGCCGUAUUUUAAUGGAUUUCAACAUGGUUUGCUUAAGGUUAAGCAACGAUCCAUUUUUAUUUAAUUUGUUUUCUCCCCUUUCUGCAGCCCUCUGCCCCAUUUUUGACAAGCCAUUACUUUUAAAAUGAGUUAUCGCUUGCUCUGUGCAGUGAAUAGAUCCUCCUCGGGCUUUGUAUUAGCCGUGAGAAGAGGGGAAAUUUCAUUUGAAUGUGUGAAGAUGUCGUAUAUUUCAGACUAAUGUAAAAUGAAACAUCAUUAUAGUGGAGUAAGGUCUGCUUUGCACGGGCAUCUGUCAUCACUGUUCAGGUUAUGGAGCUCAUGAUGGCGAUGAGCGAACACUUGGCGCCUAAUUAAAUCUCUUUUUUUUUUUUUAAAGAAUCAAGAUCAUUUUUUUAUAAUAAGCUUUUAAUGCCACAACUGUUUAACCGUUUUGAAAUUAAUCAUUAAAAUUGAGAGGGGAAAAAUAAUCAGAUUUCUGCAAAACAUGUUCACCCUUUGUUUCACCAGCAGCUCAACUUCACUUAAAUUUCCAGAAAAGGAGCUGAAAUGUUUAAUUUUUUGGCAGAAAGGAAAAGAAGUGAACAGAGCUGAGUGUCUCAGGCGCUUUGAGGGUUUUGGUUCGCAAUCUGUUGGAGUGCUGGUUCGUGUUAAAAUGUGGAUGUCAAAGGUUUGUGUGGCUCAGAGUAAAGCUUUGUGUAAUUCACUCUGAAUGCAUUUUAUUGCUGUUUAAUAUUUCUCUGAAUCUCAGAGCGAAUCUUCACCGGUGCUUUAAGUUCUCAGACCCUUAACCAAAGUAAACGCAGCAGCUCCUCCCAAACAAUAUGAACCCCUGCAUUAAAACAAUCGAUAAAGUCACAUUAGCUAAAAAAUCACACACAUAAUUCAGAAUAAUGAUCCAGAUUAUAGCUUUUAUAUCCUAUAAUAUGAUUCAUUCAUGUGUAAGAGGACAUUUCACUGCUUUAUUUGAUGGAGAGAAAACUUAAAUUUCACCUUUUCCUCACUUUUAAGUGAAUAGAUAUCAAAGCAUCACAUUUGAUAACAUGAGAUUAAUUUUUUAAGUUGAAUUUGGGACUUCAAGAGGAAAAAUAGUUUCUUCCAUAAUUGAGCAGAAGAAAAGGAAAGUAUUACAAAUCUCAUCUGCACACUUCUGUUAAGCAGUAAGGUGUAAAGGCUCAAAUUAAGCAGUAUCUUUAUGUUUAGGGAUUGAAAGUUUGAUGUUUCUGUGUGUUUUAUUUUGAAAGGGAAAGCUGUGUAACCUCACAGCUUGAAGGCCCAGCUAGGUCGAUAUUUUCAAGUAAGAGAAAAUAUGUUAGGUGUGAUGUUUUUUAUCUGGAUACCCUCUCCUCGGUGUCGAUUUCAAGAGCGUUGUAGCAAAGAAGAGAGUGGGACGAAAGCACGAGAUGAAGUUCAUGUUUAUGUCUAUAUGUUUACCAGUGAGAGAAUGAAAAAUGAAUCUUUUUUUUCUGUUUUGGUCCCCUAACAGCGAAUGUAUCAGAGAUUUUACCUUUUCUUUUUUAAGUCCAGAGGUUCUUGAAGCAGCUUCUUCCUCAGCAGUGUGGAGCAGAGCAGAUGGGUCUGAGGUUUUCAUGCUGAGGCAGAUCACACUUCUGCAGGCAGACAGGAAACAGCUGGAAAGAGAGGGAUGUUGUGUUUACUGUCACGCAUGCUACUGGCUCUGGAGCUGCUUUUUAAGUUGGGUCCUAUAAACUUCUUUAAAGUCACGACCCAAAUCAGAACCUAGUUCCAGACAGGAUCGACGUGAUGUUCAGAAAUAAGACUCUGUGGAAGCUGCCUCACAGUACAGACAGCCAUACUUCAAACCAGCGCUGUUUUCGAGCGAUCAAAGUUAAAGAUAAACAACACAAAAGUCACUGUCACAACACAGUUUGAUUUAAAGUAGGCCUCUUAAUUUUUAAUCCAGAUAUUGUCAGCAGAAUAAAAAGAUUUAAUCUAAUGUAACAAACAUGUUCGAGUGGUCCUCUACUUUGAAAUCAGUGCCAGUCAGAUAAGCUCAGAUAAUUAAAUCACACUGAGUCUAAUGUGCACAUGGGAGCUUUUCCAGUUAAGCUGUGAGUAUUAAGUAUCCUUGGUUAAAAAAAAAGAGGGAAAUGAUCUCUACGAACAGCAGCAAGUCCCUGAGCCAAUGAAUUAUGUUCUUUAUUAAUUUAAGAUUAUUUUUCUGUGUGAGAUUUUCCAUCAGAGACAUCUCCAUCCAGAGGUUUCUCCUGAGUUUGUCUCAUUGUGAAUCUUUCCGGUUCAGUCUAGGUGGAUCUAAAAAGGCUUUUCAUGCAUCGAAGACUAAAAAAUUAAAGUGAAAGACAAAAUUAUUGACGUUAAAAAAAAAUAAACUGUUUGCUGAAUUUUUAGGACACAGAACUAAGAAUCCCCUUCAUGUCCUCAGUGAUACCAAAUCAUUCACAUUAUUUACAUCGAGCAGAGGGACUUACAUCGACUGAACUAGAAGUUGAUCAGCUUUGCAGGUUUUGUCAGAGUCCCUGACAUGUUCUUGAAUUUUACCUGAUCGAGGGGCAAGAAAAGACAGAAAGUCACCACAGUAAUUAAAAGUGACUGUAAUCCAGUCACAGCUGAGAAAUGGAUAUCUGUACAGAGUUUCAUGGCAAACAGACUGACAGAGCGUCUGACACAUAGACUGUAUAUACUAUAGACAACUUGGUUCCGCCUGUCGUCAUUAUACGAAUUUGAGGCCGAAUUGCUCUCUGUAUUUCCGGGGUUUUCUCCACUUCCUGGAACCACCACUUGUGCAGUAGCAUUAUAUGCAGGAGAGUCACUGUGAUCCCCAGGGUGAUCCACACAAUCUUUAUAUGUCCAUAGGCUGUAUCAAGUGUCAAUUAUAGAAAACACGAACCCCCUACGAACUUUUUUUUUUUUAAGUUAUAUUCUGUGUAAUAAACUUAUAAAGUUUGUCCACAGCUCCAUAGGUAUUGCUGGAGGAGGCGGGAUUUAUGACCUAUACCGCAGCCCGUCACCAGAGGGUGCUGUUCUCGUGAUGGCUUCACCCUAUGGUCUGACACUGUAGACAUCAAAAAUGAUAACAAAAAGACACAAAUCUGACUGCUUACAUCUUCAACAUGAAGCCAAUGAAUGUUGAUGAAAGGAUGAGGGAUAUGUAAUGCAGACUCAUCCAGCCAUCAAACCCAUACAUCCUCUAUGUUUGAUUGGGUGUAUUUCUUUCAUGAAUGUCCUAAAUCCUCUCUUUUUGUUCCACUCCAGUUCAGCAGGUGGUGCUAUACCACUUCAAAGCUGUCAUUGAACAAUACUUAUUGUCCCAUUUAGCAAGAUUUGCUUUUAUAUCAACUUAUGUCUAGGCUAGGCCACUGUGAGACGAAACAAGAUAAAACACCAUGUGAUAGAUGAACUUUUGUUGUCUUUCGUAUUUUUCAACUUUCCAACCUCACUGUUUUUGUUUAGGUGCACAGUAAAAACCUCCAAAUUAAAGAUUUACACUGAUGUUUUUUACAAAUUUUUUUCUAAGAUAUACUUUUGUUUCAAAUACACUGGCUGGACAUGACCCACCGUAAGGCUAAGGGGUUUCCUAGAGCACAUCCUCUUUGUGUAUUCUUUGCAUGGAGUGAAAAUAAAGUAGUUUUGUACAGAAAUUCAAAAGAAAGGAUGGAGAUAUAUGUUUGGGAUUAUCUGAAGUACAAUGGUCUUUGUGGAUUGGAUUGCAACAUGGUUGCUGCAUCUUGAAUUUUUAUUUAAAAUUAGGCUUUUUUUCUGGAGCAAAAUCAAAUACUGGUAUCAGAAUCAAGUUUAAAAAUUCUGCUUUUCCAGUAAAACCUGCAGACGGAGUUUGGACGCAGUUAAGAGAUAAAAGCAGCAGGAAAGCUGAGUGACACAUGAGUAAAUCAAAAACAAUGCUGAAGCAGAGUAAUCCAUGAAGUAAUAAGCCAACAGUAUCAUUUUGAGUUGCUUUUAGAGGUAGAAAAAAACGGCCUUAAGAUGGUCACAGAUGUAUUUCUAACAGCCUGUGCACAAACAGGGAGCUUCAGGUUUUUGUUUGUCUCACUGGAUUUAUAUGAUCUAUUGUUUCCCUCCACUCACCCUUGAGUUUUCACCUCUUGUUCACAGUCAAACAGAGAAAUGAUUGAUAUUUCCACUAAACUCCUUGUUCUGCAGCACUUUAAUUGAAAUUAUUUGCUCUCCUUUUCUCCCUUGUCUGAGCUGUUAGCGCACUUACUCUGUUCGAAACGCCUUUUUAAAUAGGACAAGGUACUCGCAGUGAGAAAAAGGCAAGAUUUAGUGAAAAAUCAAGUUAAUUUUUCUGUUUAAUUUAACAAACUAGCCUCCAGCUGUCUGAAGAGUCUUGCUUUGGUUUGGAUCGACUGCGUUGUGAAUGCCAGAUGGUGGGCUUUCACAUAACUGCAAAUAACACUGGCAAUUGGUUGAAGCUCUUAUGUUGGAAGGAAAAAUAUGGAAAUCAGAAGCAGAAGCAAACAACUUGAAUAAAACGUCCCCGCCUGUCUCGUCUGGGCUCGUGUCCUGUUCCAGAAAGCUCAAGUUUAUAUAAAAUCGUAAAUAGGUUUAUAAAGUAACCGUUUACAGCAGUGUUCAGACAGAGGAAAAAUACACCCGUUGGCUUUUUGUCCAGAGAUUAACUUACCUAACUGUCUGAAUUUAUGGUGCCUGAGCUUCUUUUCUGUGUCAGAGGAACCAAAAGAGAAUCCAACCAAGAUCAGAGUCUUUCAUGACAGUGCAACAUAUGAGAAUAAGCGAAAACUCAAAUAAUGCUGAGAUUGGAGCCUUGGAGUGGGUGCACAGAUUGUGUUUGCAUAGCUGUAUGGUAACUUUGAAUACACUCCCAGAUACACAAAGCCCUAUCAGAUUAUUGUCUUUUGGACAAUGUAUGGGAAUGCUGAUAUUGACUGAGGCUUGUUGCCAAGUCACGGUAGCAUCCAAAUAAACUUGCACCAAAGCCAGAAACUGUGCUGCAUGAAGAUAAGGCUGUCAUAUCAUGCUGUUGAUAAAGCUUGGGUCUUUUAGGAGGUGUUAAAGUCAUGCCCCAGCUAAUGAAAACAAAACCACUGAGUAGCACCGAGGGGAAUUAGUCAGAUAAACACAGAUAAAAGAAAAGUAAAACUCUGUUUUUGUAUUCUUAAGAAAGUCAAGUCAAGGCUGAUCUCUGUAAAACUUUUUUAGGACCCUCAAUACUAGUAAGGGGUUGUAGCAUUUUUUAGCAUCUAUUAAAAGUGAAUGUACAUUUGAAAACUUAUCUGAGACGAGUGACAGCCUGUGAAAUGAAACCCAUGUGGAGGUGCAAAAACUCUUGCAGUUCCUCGAGUGUCCACUUGAGGCUGGCUGCAAAAGCACUCAAAACCACAUACACACCCAUUCUAAAAAGGUGACCUUUGUAGUUAAAAUAAACAAAGUAGCAGCGUGAUUAAAGUCCCACUCUAAUCAUUUUUUUUACUUCUUAGAGUGUUCUCAGUGAUCUUUAAAUUGUGAUUAUGAAGUUUUUAGCCAAAAUCUCGUUACCUGUGUCAUUUUUAAGGGCUUUUCUUCUGCAGAGCUCCAGUACAUCAUUAGCAAUUCGCCUCUGAGUUGUGGGCGGAGACAGCGCUGCUCUGCACACCCCUCUUCAUGCUAGCUUGCAGCCUAACAUUGCAGGUGUAGUAGAAGCGGCAGGUAACAUACGAGCUAUUCAGCUCUCAGACAUUAACGUCCUUAGGGACAUGAUGAAAGCUAAUAUCAUACUUAGCUUUCUUACGAGCAUUGCAAUCCACUAACGCACACGCUUGUUCCGCUAUCGUCCUGUCUAUUUCUCAGAGUCUGGCUUGCGCAGCGGUGCUCCUGGGGCGGAGCUUGGAUUUGUGACAUAUGAAAUCUCACUGCAUCUGAACCUGCCGUUUGGGUCUACCAGAGAUUCUUAGUGAUUUGAACGCAGAAAUACGCAAAAAUGCAAUUUUGCACUCUUUUUUUACUCAUGAAGAAGAAAAACAUGAUUUUCAUCGGAGUGGGUCUUUAAAAAAGGAUUUUGAUCUGCAUAGAUAAGUCCUUUGUGCCCAAACACUGUGCAGUGGGUUAAUGUAUUAGUUAGUCCAUAGUUUUGAAGAUAUUAAGGUUAUAGUUUUUGCAUACUUGCUCUCUGUCUUUACCUCUUGCUAGGUCAACCCAAAACAAAAAAUUAUCAAAUUUUGUUCAAUAACUAAAGCUUAAUCUUUGAAGGAUUCAUUCAUACAAAAUCAGGCAAGUUACACAGAUUCACUGGUGAUGCAGAGGAAUGAGAAAUUCUUCAGAAGUAAAUCAGAAACAUUCCAUUUAUUAGUAACUUGAUGAAGUUGUGUUGUUCAUCCCUAAUAAUAAUGAAUAAUCUUCAAUAUAAUGUUUGUCUUCUGUUUAGCUGGCUGUUUAUUAGAAGAUAUAUGUGGGAAUACAGACCAGCUGCACAAAUGUGUGCUUCAUUAAAUGAAAUCUACAAAAAUGUAUUUGUUGAUGCCACUAGCCAGUGAGGAUUAACUGCAUCUGUUAGUUGGUUAACAUAAUAUAGAAAAAAAACAUCAUGUUUCAAAGCAGGGAUAUGCAGUGAAUAGUUGAGUUUUUUCUCAAUUUCUGCGGCUGUAACUUUGUGGUCAGGUCAUUUAUCUCUAAUCUGGAUGGUUAGUGGUCCAGUCACAGCUCCCACAGUCACAUGUUUCCUCUGAACCCACUCUGCUCUCGAUGACUCAGUCAGCUGUGUGUGCUGUGUAUGACGAUAUUAGUUAACACAGAUAUCCUCCUCCUCCUCCAGCAUCCUAUGUCAUCAGUUCAUGUAUGUGGUGUGAAUGUAAUGAUGAGUGUAGAGUCACUUUGAGUGGGGGUGAAGCCUAGAAAACCACUAUCUAAGUACAAGUCCUUUACCAUAUACAAAUAUGUAAUCAGGCUGUUUUGGUCAUUUUCUUGUCCAAUAUGUAAAAGCUAUAUUUACCGCUGCUUUAAAGCUGCUAUGAGGAUUUUUUUCACAUUCAUGAAAUAGACUGAAAUUCAUACUGAUGCCUUUUCAUUAUAUCCAGAAGCAAACACGACCAUCAGCACCAAGAUUGACUGUGAUUUAUGAACGAUCAAAAGUGAAGAUGCAUCGAGAUGUCAGCUGCAUUUUGAUAUUAGUAGCUCUAUCAGUCAUUUCCAUGUUCGAGUAGAGUUGAAAGUGAAAUAAUUGUUCAUAAAAUGUGGCAAAGCACAAGGGAAGAGUCGCAUCCUGAGUAAAGGGCAGUUUUUGGAAGUAUAGGGAGAGUAGCAGCAGAGUUGAGGUCAUAUAUGUCCCCAAAUUAGAGCCUGUGAACUUUAACUCAGAGCUGAAAUGAGACCAGACUCAUUACUGCUCUAACCUCUUAGUUAUGGAAACUUGCAAAAAAUAAAAAAACAUCUUUUUAAUGCCGGGAAGGAAGAAGAAAAAAGUCAAAGAAGACACAAAUUCGAGGUUGAAACUAACCCAAAGCAAAGCCAAGCCAACUUAAGUGUCACUGAGAAGUAUAUAUUUUAAAAUAAGCAUGAAACAUCCCUGACCUUGUGUUGAAAAACUUAGUUCCUGUGCAUCAGUAGAAAUGCGGUCAGACUGAGACAGAAGCAGAACUCUGGGCUCCACAUCAGACCAAGAGACCCGGCUUUCACUGCCAGGAUGAUCUUGAGAAGAAGGUCUGUGCACAGCUGCUGCCUCAACCCCAAGAGGGUCUCACAUCUCACGGCCUCAUACAUCCACCAGCCUCUGACACGGCUCUCUAUGCAACUGCCAGCCUGGGAUACGAAGGGGGAAGUAAGAAAGAUUGGACAAUCUUUAUCUUUGGUAUCUUCUUUUUCCUCUCCGACCUCCUCUAUUUGCCUUUUCCAUCCCUCUGACUCCCCCUUUCUCCCCCCCCAGAGUAAACGGGAGGAGGGUGACAGCAGAGCAGGAAAGGCACAUAUGGCGGUCCAGGUCAAAAUAACCACACCUGAUCUGUCCUGCACUGAGUUCCACUCACCCUGCAAAACACACACUCACGCAGCAUUUUAAUGCAUCCCUGUCUACCUCAAUGGAUGGGCAGCCAUUAUUACAACAGCACUGAGUAUGACUCACAGAGCUGGAUGGAGCGACUAUGGAAAAUUGCUCCGUGAGAGGAGUUGCGGGGGGCAAAAAGAAGGGAAUGUCUGUGGAGACGAUAACGCCUGAAAAGGAAUCAAUUUGAGAAUAUUACUUGUAAUCCGUUUGCUGCAAAGAUAUGUGACACAGACGUGCAUGCUCAGAAUAAAAUGAAUUACCCUCAAGCGCCGAACACGGAGGAGAGGUAACAGUGGGUAAAAACGCAGGGGAACACGAGUAUCCGAUUCUUCAUGUUGUCAGAGCUGGAGUGUGAUAGACAAAGAGCUCGUCUAUUACACAGCAAUUACUGUUGAGGUGUUACAGGCGUGAGGCAGAGAGGAUGGAAAAUGAACACUUAGCUGAUGUAGAUAAACAUUACAGCUGGGUGUGUCGUGGCUCCAGAACGCUGUGGACUAACAGGGCGCACAUCUGUCAACACGCCAUGUCCUCAACACAGAUAAGAGCACAACUCCAUCCGUUAUCACCAAAGCUGUGCAAUAGAGGUCACUCCCAUCCUCACUUCAUGCGUGUGUAAAUGUACAUACACACUUCAUAUUUACACAUACUUAACUAUAUUUUAAUUACACAGCUACAUUUUAGUCAGUGUACUCAUUAUUUAGUGACGAAGCUUCUUUUUUUUAAUACUUUUUACUUUUUUAGUAUUCUCUAUUCCAGGAUGUGAGCGCCUCAUUUCUGAUCUUCAUGUUCUAACAUGCUCAUGACUGACAAUAUCCUCUUUUUAAAUCAUAAUUAAUAUAGAUUUAGAAUGUUUUAUUCUAACCUUUAUUCUAAGCAAGUAUAUUCAAGAAACUCGGUAUCAAGUAAAAAGUCCUUCAGGAGAAUCGUCACCGAAAGCUCAUAUUCUUACUCUUGUCCAUCAAAGUGUCAUUGGAAAAUUCAUUUUCUUUCUGAAUCCUGUCUAAAGAAACCAGAGGUGACUGAUUUCCUGUUAAUUUAAACAGAAAUUUAAAUCCUAUUAAAACUCGUCCAGAGGCAAGAGAACAUUUAGAAAAGGUAAACUGCAUCAGGACAGGUUUGCUAACACCAGCAGAGCUAGCACCAGCAGCCUUCAGUCUUUGCAGGUCAUCGCCCACAUGCCUGCAUUAGCUUUACAUUUUUCUGAAUGAAUGUUUAACUGUAAGUUUAACCAGACAUGGCCUUUAUACAACUAGAUCAACUGUGUAUUUGUUUGCAUCCGUUCAGUAGAGCAUUAAAGCAUCAUGGCAUUAGCUAGCAAGCUACAACCCCAGCUAGCGGCAGGUGGCUGCGCUAGAGCUUGGACAUGACUGACGUUUGGACCAACACCAAGGACAGUUAUUGUAAUUUCUUCAACCAACUAAUAAUUCUGUUAAUUCUGAAUAUUAUCCAAAUUUGAAGCUGAAUUGCUCUCGGUAUUUCAGGGAUUUUCUCCACUUCUUGGAGCCACCACUCACACAGUAGCAUCGUAUGCAUUCGGCGGGAGAGUCGCUGUGAUGAUGCCCGGCUCGCAAUAUAUUCUUUUUGUAGGCUGGUCGGGGAAAGUCGCCUCUGAUUGGCUAGUAAAGCUGAAAAUUUCAUCUAGCGCUCAAGCCAAACGCGGGCUGUCAGCUCUGUACAUUGAAGAGAGCAGUACAGAACAUUAUCACACUUCUGAUUCUCCUAACCCUAACCCGACAGAAGAUGACGUUUCACAGCCAUUAGGAAUAACCAAUCGGAGCCCAGCACUUCUGGAGCUGCACAAAAAUGGAGAAAUCAGAGGACUUGAGCACAAACUAGUCUAACAGUAACUCCAUGUCAACAUCACGACCGGGGGGAGAAACAUUUAUAUUCUACCCAUCACCAGAGGGUGCUGUUCUUGCAGUGGCUUCACCCAGCGAGGAGGCAGACGGCGUCCACUCUGUAUACAGUCUAUGGCGCUGACUGACUUACAGGGCUUAAAAGUUUGAGUUUAGUUGACUCAACAAGCACAGUCCUCUUCCUCACUACAUCGUCUGUCUAGACUUCAAAGCGCCUUCACACUCAUCGUCACUUUCACACCACAUUUAUACACUGAGAUGUUAUCAUACUGUCACGCCAAAGUGAGAUGAUUCAAAUGAUCAUCUUGAUAACAGCUGAACAUAAUUUGGAGCAUGUUAGCAUGCUGACAUAGGCUCUUAAACAUCCCUUUAAAACACCUCCACGUUUAAUGAGUUCAAGCUCUGAACUCGAGGACUUUGACUUCUCGUGUUUUUUCAGAGUCCAUUCUUAAACUUCUCAAAGUUAUUUUCCAAAAUAAGUUUUUUUCAAGUCUUCUGAAAUGUGGGUCUUAUUGCGCCUUGCAUUUAAAAAAUUUAAAAGCUGUUAUUGUUAAUCAAAACAUCGAGCCUUUAAUGUGAGAGGCGACGUACUUUGUUUUCCUCGGUAAUGUAUUCAACUGUUAGUUUGCCUGGAUCUCCGCCGGGGUUCUGCUGCUGCCGUCCUCUUUUGCAUGACUUAAUAAAUAAAGCAGCAGAGGGAGGGUCCGGGUGUGAAGUGGUCAGCCCUACUUUGGAUUUCUCCACUGGUGUUGCUCCACUUUGAGACGUCCCCUGUCAUCGUCGUGAUGUGAGAAGUGUGUUAAUCUCCCCCUCCCUCCUUCUCCCUCUCCCUCUGCCUCUCUCUCCCUCCGUCUCGUUUCCUGGCUGUGAAGAGCAGACUCGAGCUUUGGAAAUAAAUCUCAUCAGAAUGGACGCUUGGCUCCCGAUGAUGGGCACUGUGUUGGUUUCAUACAUGCCUGAUGAGCAGCUCAGCUCUCGGCGGGGGGAACACCAGUCAUGGCAUCUCGCCGCCGCCCCGUUGGUCAGUGUGUUGCCUCGUCUCGGCUUCCCUGGGGAGAAAACACACGCUGGGCCUCGUGCUCUUGCUGUUUGAUAUAACAGUGUGCAUUCUGACGCGUUCAUGCGUGUUUACUGCUGCGAGAGGCAGACGUGUGAACUCAGAACAGUCUCACACAGAGCGUUGAAUUCUUGAAAAGACAAAUUGUGUGUGUUGAUGUGUCGGUAUUUACAUGUACAACUUGUAAUUACUUCUACUGACACUGUAAAUGCACUUAAAGGUGUUUUUUUCUCCGCUUAUUCACACAUGAGUGCGGCGCACACUGUUUGAUGGUAAAAGACAGCUUUGGGAUAACACAACACCUUUUGAUUAAUAGCGACACACCUGGGGGAGAUAUAUAGAGCGGGAUUUUGUGCAUGUAAUGAAAUAUUAAAGUGUAAUCCGAGCGACACCAAAUAUCAUAACUCAUGGUGCAGACGGCUGAGAAUGCUCAGGGUCAGCGCCGUGUGAGGACCCUGCCACAGAUGGGUCUGCAGAGGAGGGAUUAGUUUUUAUCAUUUUUUAAUAUCUCCAGCAGGCCUUGUAAUGCAUUAAUUCAGACAUGCAUUGAAUUUAUUGGAGAAAUGGAGGCAGGGUGAGGGCGGGGUGGGGGACGACAUAGGUAACCCAGCUUGAAAUGUGACCCCGUUGGUAAGCCUCGCUGUGCAAUCACGCUGUCUUAAUAAAUAAAAGAUCCUGCAGAAAUCCUCUGGACGUACGAGAAUCUCCAGGAUUUGCUGUUGUUGUUUUUUUUUAAGAAGUCAUGUAAUAUUGGAGCCUUGUUUGCAUUCUUGUUCGUCCUUCCAGGAUUUGCAGAGCUACAUGGGAUGUAUUAUCGAGAUGAAAGGAGGAAAAUAUGCCACGACAAGCUGUUAUUUUGUUGGAUUUGUUUUCUGCAGACUGCUCUCCCUCGACAGAACUUUCUUUAUAUAUUGUUUCCUGGACUGGAGCUUAAUGGAGAGUGGUCAGGAGAUUUCAGCCGAGCAGCGAGCACUCCGCAGAACCAUUUGGUCACAGAUCCCUCGCACUCCUCUCAGUCUAUUCCUCUGUCUUUCUCUCCUGCUGUCUUUCAUCUUACACCUCGCUCACCUGCCACCUGCCCGUCAAAACCUUCACAAUCGAGCUUCUAUCUUCCUCUACGUCGCCCCAUUUCUUCUCUUGCAGGCUCUUUCCACUUCCUCCGCCAGUCAUGCCCGGCCUGCAACUACUUUGCUAGUGUGUCUGAUUAAAAUGUAGCCCUGGAAGAAGUAAAAUAUGUGAGGAGAAUUUCAGAGUUGCAGCGCUCAGUUCCUCCUGCUCUGAUAGAGACGAGGCUCGUGUUUUAUUUUUCUUCCUCCUUCCUCUCCUGGUGCUUUCUGGCUCCGGUCACCAUGUUUCUCUCUGGGUGUUUCUGGAUCAAGACAUGGCAGUUCUUGCUGCUAAAUUAUAUAAAAUCUCUGCUUGGUUUUUUAGUUAAUUAGCCGGAGCAUGAAGAAGCAGGGGGUGGGAUGGGGAGAUUGAUGGCAUGAGUGGAAGGGCUGGUGUGUACGCGGAGGCAGCCAGGGUAGACUUUCCGUCCUUUAACUUGGUCCAACUUGGCCUAGAGGGGGUCAGUUGGGAGGGAGUCUAGGUCAGCUCGGAGGAGGGGGAGGAUGGAGAGUGAGCUGAACUUGAGGCUGUGCGGGUAAAUGUAAUGUCUCACUUUUAAGCUGCCCUCACGUUGGGAAAUCGUGUCAUACCCAUCAUGCAGAGCUAAACUAUCAGGGGUGUCUUAGAGGACCUUUACGCCUUUGAUGUCAUUACAGAGUCUGAACAAGGGGAUUUUACUCCGCAGGGCUGUAGCUGUUAGUGAGGAGGAGGAGGAUGCUGGUAUGUGUUCACUCACAGCGCUCUGUCAUGGCUCUCUUGGCAGUUUCCUUGGAGAGUUAAGGCAGCUGUGGCCUGUUGCACCAGCGCGGUAGAAGUUCUGACAUACGCUGAGGUUUUCACACCAACAUUUGUUGAAAUUUGCUUGUUUGUAACUUAAGUUGUGUGUAUGUUUGAUUGCACAAUGACAAUAAAAGGAUCAUCUUUACAUCCAAACUAGGGCUGGGAGUGAGAGGCUGUCAGUGUCUUCAGAAAUAUUCAUUCGCACUCUCCCUCCCUCUGUCUCUUCUUUGUGCUAUCCUCCUCCAGACUCUGUCUUUCCAUCACUGAACUUUUUUACACACCAAGGCACAGGAUUGUCUCAACGUAAGGCUGCACGAUUUUGGCCAAAAUUAAAAUCCAGAUUUUUUUCUCUGAAAACUUGAUUUUCGAUUUCGGUUUUUAAUCAGUGACAACUUCACCAAACUUCACUUAAAUAAUAAACAGUUAUCAUCUCGCAAAAUGAAACUGCUGAAAACAAUGUGGUGCAUAUGCCAAGCCAGUAAGUGGCGCUGUGACGCUGCACAAGAAAUGAACAAAAGACAGAAGAAGAGUACGGAGCAUGUGUAAAUUAAGGCUGUUUUGGACACGCGCAGCUGCCAAAGAGAUACGCUGUGUGUCACAUGAUCGUUUCUAGAGAUGCAGAUAGACAUCCACACGGAGAUGAAAUGGUCGUCGUUUACGGAUUUAUUCACCCCUGACCCGUUUUCAAAAAGUACUGUUCUCCUGUUGCUGCUAAAAAAGCUACCAGAUAAAAAUAACUUCAGUCAACUGUCUUUAAUUGACUUACAGCAACAAAAAGGUAAAUUAUAACAACGCAUUUCUGUUACUCUAAUACUGUGCUCAUAUAACAGCGGCUUGUGCAGGUUUUUCAACUCAUGCAGGGGUGGCACGACAUAUCUCCACUUGCAUCUGCUUUAAUUGCAAAAAUUAAGUAUCACUCAGAUGUUAUAUUCUUGCGAAUCGCUUAUUUGAAAGAGUAACUUAAUUCUCCCCAUUUAAAAAAGACCCUAAAAUAAAUUCAAAGGUAGAGAGGGAAAGAAAUCUUCUAAAGUUUAUUCUUCAUCAACUUAAAAAGAUGUUUUUUCCAAGUCCAAAAAUUAAAAGCAACCUAAUGCACACCAUCCACCAUCUGUCAUUAACAGGGUUUUUGGCAACUUUUCAGUACCAAUUUUUGAAGGUCUGAUUGCCAUCCUUCACAUCUGUUUCAUGAAAUAAUGAUUUGAUGUAUUUUUCUACAAUGUCAGGAGAAAAUUUGCUCUAAAAGUUGUAGCAGUUUCUUGCAACACGUCCAAGACAGGUGAUUUGAACAUCAGUCUGGCUCAUUAGAUUUAAGGAGGAGCUCACACCACCUUGUGCUCCAUUUGAACAUCAAUUAUGUGCAGAUCAGAAUAUCUCUGUUUGUGCAGAGAAUCAGUCUGCUGCAGAGAACUUGUUACUGCACACCAGUCAGAAAAACCUUCUGCCACUUCUUGUUCUUCAAGUUAUUCAGACUCCAGUUAUUCUGUCUCAAGCUGAUGAGUCAAUAUGAGAACCGAAGACAAAGAAGAAGUUCUAAAAUCUGCAGUUUCCUAAAUGCCCACUAGGGGUAGAGCUGAGUAAAACAGGUAAAAAUAAAAUCAGUGUUUUGUUUUUUUUUUUUUUUAACAAACUCAAUUUACCAUAUUAUAAAAAGUUUAUCCGUAAAAAAUGAAACUUCUAUUUUUGUUAAUUUUAACAUAUUUACAGACGCAUAUUAAUCAAUUUAAUCGAUUAUUACACAGCUCUACCACAUACACACCCGUUUUGGAAAGCUGACAUUAACAGUAAAAACACAAAUGUUUACAGCAGGAUUAAAAAUAAUGUCUGUUUGUGUGGCCCAUGUCUUUAUUCACAUACACUUUAUACACUUUACUUUUCAUUUUAAAGACAUAAAGCAUCACAGACACAGCUGACUUGACUGAUAGCUGAGCUCACUGUGGCUGGAAGGCUGAAGGUCCACCUCAACUCCACCUCUUUUCCUCUUAGUAGACUGAUUAAAUAUAAGUUUUACUCAGUAUUUUCAACAUGGCUACUGCUGAAAACUCUAACAAAAAGGGUGAUGUCACUCAGACUACAUCCAUGUUUACACAGUCUGUAUCCACGACAACCAGUGUUUUGCAGAGGACUUCUCACCUACUCAGUGCUAGGUGCAAAAUGUAAGCUGUAACUUUUGCCAAAUGGAAACUAUCUAAGCAGCUGCAACUCUACAAAUGGUAGCAGAGCGUGAUUUAGAUGUUAUGAAUUGUAAAUGCAAAAAUGUGUUGUUUUGAAAAAGAGAUUUCAGAUAUGAUCAAAACUGUCUUUACUUUUUGAUUAAGAUAUAUGAAACAGUUUCAGGAAAUACUGAAUAAAUUAUAUCGGAGCUACUUUGUAAAACUCCUUCUUCCUUCAAAGCUUUAAAGAACAGAAAAAAACUGCAAAUAUUUCAACACUUUUAACUAAAAACCCUCUGAAUGAAACACGAGGUUCUUAUUCGCAUUCAGUCCCCAGCCUUGGUACGGAUAAUUGGAACUACAGUCCUUGUCACUCACAGCUGGAUCGCACACGCUCAUACCCAAAAUCAGAAAGACCUUUCUGUGUGUGUCAGUAUGUGGUCAGAGCAGCACAGAUGGAAACCAGUUUCCUGAAGCCUGAGUUCACUUUGCUCACCAGAUGUCACCCUCCCCUCGGCAAACUCUUGGACCAGACCCCGACCUGCAUGUAGCGACAUGACCAGCCAGUGACAGAGACAUAAUGUGGCAUCGAGAGAAAACGCCAGACAGAGUAUGAGGACCUGGAAGUGACAGACAAAGAGACAGACGGAGAAAAUGACAUAUGUUUCACAGCAAGAGGGUGGAUAUCUGCAGGGAGGCGAGUGUUUAUAUGUUCACCUGAUACGGUGAACGAUGUAAUGUAAAGUAAACAAAGAGAGAAACAAACAAGGGCAUGCAAAACAAACUCUCCUCAUGGCUCUAGGUAGAGAAGGUGGCAGCAGUGUUACCUUAAACUGUCACUGUCAGUGGCUGUAAGGAAAUAAGUUGCAUGAGUAAGAGCGUGAAGUUCAACUAACUCCAGUUUAAGGAUGAGUAGACUGAUCGCUUCAAUGGCUUAAGUUAAUUUGCAGACGCUGUGAUCCAUUUGACUCAUCCUGUACACUCAACAGGACUGUAAAAGACUUCAUUGCUGUCAUUCUCUUUUGGAAACAAGCUGUCUGACCCAAUUUUAGUGAUUUCUGGAUUUAAAAUCCUACUCCAGGAGACAGAUUUACUUUAAAAUUCAUUAGAAGUGUUAUAUUAGAUAUUUUUUGCCUUCAUUACAGUGUGUCUGUUUGCAGCUGAGACACAGCUGUUACUCUGUUUACAGAGAUUUUGAACGUUUUUCUUUGCUGUCAUAUUUCCAACAAGCAAAAAUGUUCCUGAUUUUUCAGAGACACUUAAAAUAUGGGAAAGUCGAUUUAAACAGAUGUCCAAUAUAAUGUAGUAAAUUAUACAGCUGUGCAGUGACCUCAUGCGGCGACUUUCAACAGCAGAUAAUAAGACUGCAUAUAUACUGACUCACUUGGGAUUUCCACCACAUCCAGAACAGCUCUGAUCUGGAACAGCGGCGAUUUUCGCCGUACGCCACCGGAUCUGUUUGUGAGGCGCAUUUCGUGGCCAAUUGUGCACAGCAGGAAUCGUGAGAACUCACAAGAACCUGCAGAUUCACGUGCAAUCAUGCGAUGACAAGUUGUCUUUAGCCACAGAGGCUAACCAUAUAAGCAUUAGAUUGUGUCCUUCUAGAGGAGGAGAUCUACAUCUGGACUUCUAAAAUCAGCAUCCUCUCAUCCAUGGUGUCAUCGGAAUGAAAUGCUGUCUAUAAACCUUUCACUUGUUCAUCCCCGCCCGUUUGCAUGGUGUAAAUGAUCCGCCUGAAACACAGAGUGUUUUAUCUUGAAAAGAGGCCAGAUGUUUUAUUUUGUGUCUGUGCCUGACUUUCUUUCCAGCACGGGUUAAUCUGUGCUGAAUUUAUCCGUCUCUGGCAUUCGGAAAAAAUACAACACUUGCGAUCAGGUGUGGAGUCCGGUGAUCCCAAGGGAACAGAAAGAAGCAGGUGGAAAAUGACAGAUUAACUUGAAUCAGCUAUGAUCGGUGGAUAUGGUCUUUUCGUAGUUGUUCCAGAUGCGAUGGAAAUUGGGGGUCAAUAGAGUGACCAUAUUCAGAAUCCUCAAAAAGAGGACACUACAGAGUCCCGGAGUCUUCUAACUCCAUGCUAGUCCACGCUACACAAACUUCAAACUUCCAUACAAAACCUCGGACAUUUGAGGGAUUUUAUAAACUCCCCCGGACAAGGCCGGACAGCCCCCAAAAAAGAGGACAUGUACGGUCACCCUAUUGCUCAACCACUGAACCAACCAUUCCCGGCAAACAACGAUAGCCUUCACGCUAGCUCUCUGUUAGCGUGCAGGUAUAUCUUAGAUCAGGAAGCUAAACAAGCAACCAACACCUUACAAUGUUUUCAAACGUCAGCACAUCAGUUUCAAAGUUAAAAAGCACUGUACCUGCUCUUGUGUUGUUAGAGUUAAAGCGCACUUACAUGCUACAUCAAGGUGGCAACUAUUAAACACUGAAUUCUGGUUCACGCUCUUCAAAUUAGCGUCGACUGUGUCAAAGCUCUUGAGGAACUUUCAGGUUUCUGUCAAUUUUGGCUCCCCGAGUGCACAAAGAAGUUUCUGCUUAUCUUGUCCUCUACAUGUUUAAGUUGCGUUCCCUGAAAUAAAAUCUCAUCCCUCAUCCUGCAGACUUUUGACUGUGAAAUGUGGCACUUAGUUCGGGUAAAUAUUGAGAGAAGGAAGAACCAGCAGUGCAGGUUUAGGAAGCUGCUUGCAUCUUUUUUAGUGCUCCCCUCCUCUGCUUUGUUAUCUUCAGCGGUAUCCCGACUCUUCUUGUUUUCUAGGUGUUCAUUUCCUCCAUAUUUUUUCUCUGUCAGUGUGAGGUUAGAUGUUUUCUUGUAGUUGAGAUAAGGAGCCCAGUGUGAGCUCAUGUCUUGCUACAUCAGACAGCGGUGUACUCAGAGGCCAGCAUCGUGUCCUGAUGGCCUGCUGAGCCACAUAAAUCAAACACAUGCAACCACAAGGACAGAAAGAAAGAGAUUAAAAAAGAUCUCUUGGAGAGAUUGACUACCUUGUUGCCUUGUAAAAUAGAAGUGUUAAAAAAAUAAAAACAUACCAGUGUAUACGUAGCCCGGUAUCAAAGCCCGCCUGUGCAGACCUUGAGCGAGUAAACCAUGACUUCAAAAGCAACUCGCACCCACGAUUUACGACACAGUUUACAAUCCUGACAUCAUUCUUGAGAGUCAUUUGAAGACUUAACCUUAGAGUAAUAUUAAAAAUAUGAUGUGUCCACAAAUUUUGCUCCUGUAUGAUCGUCCGCCUCAAGGUUUAUCUCAAAACCUCAUCAGACAAAGCAAUUUGUAUUUAACUGCACGUGCGUUAUUGGGGGAUUGGAGACAACUGAAGAGAGAUUAAAAUGAGAUUUGUAAAUGAAUGUAGCUGAUAGAUGUUUUCUGUGAUUUUAUCAGGUGUUUAAUCCACGAGGUCAGAGCUCCAACAAGCCUCCCUGUGCCACUCAUAUCAAUUCUGUAAUAGACGUUUCACCGUCUUUUUCAUUUCUCUAUCACCUGCUGCAUUUGUUAAUAUUUUUUUUGCAGGAUAAGGAUUAAAAAGGCUUAAAUAUUGUAUUUUUGAACAGUGGUAAAUCCGGCUGUUUGUGCCCGUCGUAGCAGCCCAAACACCUCUGUUCGCUUCUUUGUGCACAUUUCCCUCCACAAUGAUUUCUAUUCUGGUAAGGAUUGAUUUUCAUCUGCGAUAACAAAUGUUCUUUGUUGAGAUAUCAACACACCCUCCCGUUUUCAUUUACCACAUGAGAUGUAGCAAAGAUUGGAUUCUGCUGCCAAAUGGUGUGGUUAAUGAUUUCAUUCUUGUUCUUCAUUGAGAUAUCAAACCUCAACGUGUCCUCGUUUUUAUUGUUGUAAAGGAGAUUACAAUCUGUCGUCAAAUAAUUCAAUACUUGUUUUGCAGAUCAGCUAAGAAUGUCAUGCUCGAUAAAGAGAUGUCAAUCCCUAAAGACCCAGAUGUUUCUUACAUGUAUGUGCAGUUUGGAAUUUGUUGUGGACGAGUCGCUGGAGUUUUAUUUUCCUGUCGCUGCCAUCAAACUAACGGGAGACUGAUUUGACUGGCACUAUCUUAACUCAGGAUGUUACCUAGCAUUAUAUCCUCUACCAUCUGGAUGUAAACAAGCACAGAUGACACAAUUUGGCUGAGUUUUGAACCUGAAAAUGGAGAUAAAGUUGUAAAGUGAUGGGUGAUACAAGCGUGAACAAUAACCUGCCUUUAGGACUGAAGGCUGGUGGUGGGAGUUCUGCUCCGCUCAGUAGUGUUUACCCGUGGGCUCGUGUUUUCAUCUUCCACUGAUCUGUGAGGUUUCUCUCACUUUCAACUCAGUCUAUCUGAGUUUUCAACAACUCAGAAAUUAGACACACCAGAAUAGGACUGUUGGGAUAUACCGGUAUUGAAAAUAACCGCUUUUAUUAAAACAUAAAAUAUUGAUAUUGUGAAUCCAAAAAAAGAGUUAGAGCUUGUGCUUUUUUGGGCUGAUAUUCAACUGAACAUUUACACUUUCUGACUUUUCUCCAUACUGUUUUUAUUCAGUUCUGUAAAAUCAGCAAACAGGAAAUGAAACAGCUGAAACCCAAGAUUUAAAGGUGUCACAAUAAAAGCAUGGGGAAGGGUUUUCCCCUGAGAUAAAUCUUUAAUUUGAAUGUUAUUAGAAAUGGAUGAUGACAUGCAGGUUAAUUGCUUUUAUGAAGUAAUAUGUUGCUCUACCUUUGUCUAGUCGUCUUACCCAAAUUAACAGAUUGUUUGGUUUUAUUUUGAAGUUUUUUGAUCGAUACCACCAAUUGCGCAGUAGCAUUGUAUGCAUUUGGCAGGAGAGUCACUGUGAUGACGCUCAGCUCAAACAUCGUAUCCCCCAACUGAGCUACGUAAUCUUCAUACGCCCAUAGGCUGCAUCAGAUGUCAAUCAUAGAAAACAUGAACCCCUAAUAACUUUUAAAAAUGGAGCUGCACAGAAAACAGAGGACUUGAACACAAACCAGUCUUACAAUAACUACAUGUCAACAUCGCAACCAGGGGGGAGAAAAAUUUAAAACGUGUAAUUAAUUUCCAAAGUUUGUCAACAGCCUCAUAAGCUUUGCUGGCGGGGGCGGGAUUUAUGACCUAUACUGCAGCCCGUCACCAGAGGGUGCUGUUCUCAUGGUGGCUCCACCCAGCGAGAAGUUAGACGGCGUUCAUUCUAUAUACAGUCUAUGUUUGGUUCUCAGUGAAAUAUUACGGGCCUUUAGAAACAUACGAAUAAAUCACCAAUUUUGAAAUCCUGAAAUUUGCGCAUAAGGCACUGUUAGUCCAGAUGCAUUCAACUGUUUUCCAGUCUGUGCAAAAGAAUAAACAUCAUACACACAUGUGGUUAAGGCUGUUUUGGCAGCAUUUUGAUAACCGCCUUGUUCGACAGUCAUCAAAUAAGACUUCAAAAAAGGACAAAUCUUUCCUCUGAUGGUUCUUUUACACAUUAUUGAGAGUCAUCAGUUAUAGUUUUAGUCUGCACCAUUACCAACCAAAAACUCCUCCCAGAAGCUGAAAGGAGACACUGGGAGAAUACAUUUGUAGUGCUGUUGAGUGGAGAUAAAAUUAGCUCGUCAUCAUCACGAGUGGGUUCACUAAUGUUAUGCAGUGGCUGGCUUAGCAGACAGUUUUGUCACUUCGGUUUGUCAUCAAUUCAGAUUUAGUCCCCUGCUUUUUCUCCCCUCAGUUUACUGUGCUCACUCUACGUGCUCCAUGAAGGAGAUUUUCAGGAAUGAAACAGUAGAAAUCUGCUCCUUUUACCCCACAGUGUUCAAACAGAUUCAUUAUAAACAGCUAAAUGAAUAAAAUAUUCCAGGAGGCUUCUGCUUGACUCAUGAGUAAGAUCUCUACAAACAUGAUGACACUUUUUCAAGACCAGCAGUGAAGCUUUAACUCUGCUGUUAUUGACGGUUACUAAGGAGUUUCACAUUGCUCUCACUUGGUCUUCUUCUUUUCAGUGUGCUGAGAUGAAGGUUAGUUCAGAGCCCAGAACCAAACUCUGUAUUUUAAAGUAGUUGGAUCACUCCCAGAUUUAUCCACUUUAGCUUCAUGAAAAAAACGGUCGAGGUCAUUCAACAGCCUCACAGGUCACCGUGGAAAAAAAAGUCCCUCAUGUCUUGAUUUUAUUUUUGGAGAAAUUUCCACCGAGCUGAAUCAGGAUGAUACUCUCAGCUUUGGCUUCUUUUCAGUGAUAAAUUUACUGUGCGUGGUUCUUAAAAACUUCAAUUCAGUUUAUUUUUAAUCACCAACAAUCUGUGGUGGUCCUGUCUUCUAGUGCAGUUGUUCCCAAAUUUUUCAGCUCAGGACCCCGCUCAACUGGAAAUGACUGUAACAUGAGAAACUGAUCACACAGGAUGCACACACUAAGAACAAAACUAAAGUGGCUGCAACUUUUGUUAAGUUAUUCUUUCAUUUGAUUUUAUUUAAACUGUCCAUUUUCUGCUUUAGCGAGGUAAAUUUCUCCACUGUGGGGCAGUAAAGGAGUAUUUAAGGAUAUCUAAAUAAGAUGAAACUACUAUUUUUUUACUGUUGUUAUUGAUAAUGUCAUUAUUACUAUUUUUUUUACCAAUAACAACAAUAAUAACUUAGACAUAAUGUUUCAUUUUUGUUUUUUCAAGUGUUUUGUUUUGAGCGGUUAAGUUAGCAAAGUAGAAAAGCGCAUAAAUGUACAUCAUCGACAUGACCUGAGACUGGCAAAUGACACUGUCCUUAAUCUGUCUGAUCACUGUGCGGUCAUCAUUUCUUGUCCUCCUAUUUAGGAACCCCUGGUCUCGUGAACAGCUCCACAAAGACCAUAAACAAUAGGCUGGGACGAUGUGCUUUUCUCCCGAUUUGAUUCUUCUAAGAUCUUUUGGAUGCCGAUUUGACUUAAACUGCGAUUUUACGAUAUUGUCGAUUGUUAGUCUGCAUUUUUAACACCAGUGAAACAGUUGAAUGAUUAUGAUUGUCUACUGACUCUUCCAGGAACCAUAUUUCCCCCAAAAAUACACAUCACAUGUAAGUCAAUUUUUAAGAUUUAUUCUUAAAUUUGAAAACAAAAAAAUCGAAUUUUGAACAUACAAAUCAAUUUAAAAAUUGUAAAACAAAAGUUCCCGAUCUUUCCUUCCACCCCUAAUAAAUAAGCUGUAAUGUCAGAGUCAAAUGUGAUGAUUUUGUCAGAAACGCUCCGCUGUUAUCCUGAAGCUGCUGGAAAAAACACCAGAGGGUUUAUGAUUUCUGUUUGAGGUGAGACGUUAAAACAGCUGGAUGACACUUGAUGGAACUAGACAAGGAAAUCCAUUUCCCAUCACAGUCUUGUAACUUUAAUGUUAGAUUUCCCCGAAGUAGUGUACCCAGAACUUCACACGUGCAUUUUACCCACCAGUUUACACUCAGAGUGCAGUCUGCUAAAAACCUGGAGCAUCAUUAUCCAUAAAAACUUUAAAGAUUUCCCAGUAGCACCAUAUCUAAGUAAGGCUGGCUUUAGAAGGUAGUUUCUAUGAAAUAUACUCCACUGAUAUUCACUUUAUAUAAAUGCGUCUUUCUAUUUUCCCCUCCCCUUUGCACACCCACAAUACCCAAAAGACAAAAUUAUAGACCCAGGUCACUAGAGAAGAAACAUCCAGGACUGUUUUUCUCUUCAAAGAAACAGAAACAGGAACAUUUAGAUCUAAAAAGACAUUAUUACUUUAUGCUUCUGGCACAUAAAAAAAUCCAUUAAGCUGUAAAGGUGAGUGACACCUCAGCUGCAGAUAUCUGAAAACCUGAGCAUAUUACAGCAAAUGUUUUGCAUGUCUUAAUCCUAUUAAGGUGCCGGGAGGAUACAGAAAAUACCUUUUGGGGGAGGAUUAGGGUGAAUUGAGCCAAAAUGAAACAUCAUAUUUUCUUUACAUUUACCAAAAAGUGCAUUUUUGAGCUUCGAAAUGUAAACGCUGUCUAUAAAUUUGAGGGAAUUGUGGUUCAAGGGAUGAUGACUUUGGUUAAAAACAAUCAGACAUUGAAAAAUAAAAGUAAAAGGUGUUCAAAAUACAAUACACUGUAUAGUAGGGUGGACAGAAUAACUAUUUUUCCACAGUGGGUGCUGCUGUAUGGCUAGAAGUUUCUGUUUUCUGUCCUGAAAGCUCCACGGUGAAAGAUGCAUAAUGUCAUUACUGAUUCAGUCGGCAGAGGGGGAUGUCAGGAAGGAUGGAGGGAGUGCAGAAAGAGAAGGAGGGCGUAAAAAAAAAAAAUCUCAGCCAAAAUUAAAAAAUGCCACAAAAUGAAAUAAAGAUGAGUGCUCCACUGAGCCACAGACUGAAUAUAAAAGACAAUCCCGUGAAAUAUACAUGGCUGCCGGGGGAGUCGAACUGAAUGCUAAGCUCCAAACUCUACCUGUAACUCACAAUCCGGGCCCAGAUCCUGAGCCCGCUGAUCGGUCCCCAACAUUUAGGGAUCUAACCAAUCGCUGAGAUCUGUCCAACGGAGCGGCUCCCUGCUCACCUUGGCAACAAGAGACAGGGAGACAUGUAGGGGAAGAAACCAUCGCUCAUAUUUAAUAAGAUUUGGUGUUAUUUUUCCCUGUCUGUAAUGCCUUUAUUAUUGCACAUUGGCUUAGCAGUGAAAGCUAUUGAUUGUGAGCCAGAGCCCCAACUGGGACUGACGAGAAGGAGACAGAGAUGGAAGGUGUGGGCUGAUACCAGCAGGUGAUUUGUGUGCAUUUUUUAAAAAAUAUGUUUUUUCCCCCGCCAAGUAAGGUGUUAUUUUCCAGCAUACUUGACUCAAACGAACACGGUGCAUUUAUUUAUUCCAAAAAAAUCAAAGCAACUGCACUUCAGUCGCUGACAAACUACCUCUGGGACGCUUUCGUAACGAGACCUGGGAUAUAGAGACAAUCAGACAAGAGCUAUUGGUGUGUGGUGCGUGUAACAAUAUGACUAAAAAAUGUUAGAAAAAAUGCAGUGUCAUCCAGGAGAGAAGAUCCUCGGAGAGAAAGACAAAAAAGGAAACGUUUGGAAAGUAUUGCAGUUGAUUUAAAGUCUAAAGAGGAAACAGAGAAGUAUAACAGAUGUUUCUUGGCGACUUCGCUUUGUGGAAAGUGUUCAAGUUUGUUUGGAUGAAAUAAGGAGCUGUUUUGGAUCUUAUUUUCUUGCAAUUAAAGGAAUAGUACACGCUUUUUAAGAAGGUGAAGGUCUUAUCUUUAGUUAUUAGUCAAUGAUCAGCAUUAUUAUUUUGUGAAGAUGGCUCAAGAACUGAUUCAGAAUGGACCACCAUGCUCUUAAAAAAGCGCCCUUAAAGGGGGAAUUAGGGACAGUUGGAUGGGGCCUCAUUACCACAGACUUUAGUUUUUUGUUUUUUUUUUUUUUUUUUUCUUUGCUUGUUAAUUGAAAAUAAUCGUUUCAGUUCAAAUCCCAACUCCACUUUUGAAUAACCAUCCAUUUAACCAUUUGCUUCCUCUUAUCUGGGGUUGGGUUGUGGGCAAAGCAGUUGAAGUUAACAAGAUCCUUCAGACAUGCACUAACUGAGGACAAAAGGUCAAAGUGUGCCGACAGAGCAGCAGUACGGUCAGUCAAGGGAAUUAGGUGCCUUGCUCGAGGGCCCCUUGACAGUGAGCUGACGACUUUGCAACUACCAUCUUAAUUUCCAAACUUAAGUCUAAUCUGGACUUGCCAUUGUGGUAUUUAACCCCUUGUUGGCUCUGUAUUCAAACAUGCAAUACCAGGUCGCGAACAUUUUUUUUUGUAUGUUGGUAGGGGAGGGUCCAGCCUCCUUCUCCUCUGAUUGGCUAGAAGUGCUGGGCUCCUAUUUGUUAUUCCUUAUGGCUGUAAAACGUCAUCAUCAUCUGUCGGGUUAGGGUUAGGAGAUUCAGAAGCGUGAUAAUGUUCUGUAAUGUUCUGUUCGAUGUACAGAGCCGACAGCCCAUUUUGGGGAGAAAUCUUGAAUGUAAACAUUACCCCUCCCAACCCGUUACUCCGCCAGAGUCUCCAGUAUUUACUUCAUUUUCUUGCUUGUGUUGGCAUUCGUGGCCAAAGGAGGAUUCAGACAAUUUUCAGAACUUUCUGGUUGGUUUCUACUGUCCGAUAUUGUAGCACACUAACUUUGUUUGGGCUUGUGAACAACUCGGGGGAGCAGUGUCUGCCUCACAACCAAUCAGGUUGGGGAGGCGGGGAAUGGCUUUGUUUACAGCCAGAAAGAGCGGGCCGCUCAAAAAAUUGUAAAUGUUGACUAAACCGACAUAACAGAACACAGAUAUUGUUAUAUUUCCAAAUGUCAUCAGUAACUUACAGCUACUGACUGAUAUUAAAAGCUUUUUUGUAUAUACACCACAACAAAAGAUGCUUCUUUAACGGAUUCCUGCCUACUCCACCAUUAAUUUGUAUGCGCAAAAAAACUGGUGAGAAAAUUUUGUGAAUACUUCCUUUGAAACCAUUAAAAAAUACCAGUAGGAUUGUUUGAAAGUGUCUGAAGUGCUGUUUCAUUUUGGCUCCAUUAGCAGUACAUAUACACGUCUCAGCUUUUGUAUAUAAACUUCAUUGAGCCUUUCAAAAGGGGACAUGCCAAAUGCUAUCUACUGUAUACACUUAUUAUUGAUAAGAAUCCACACCCACUAUCGCUGAACUAAACUCUUAAGAACACGUGUAAUUCAUUUAAAGUAUGUUAGUCUAACCUGACCAAAACUGAUAAAAGAGGUGGAGAAGAAAGAUGUAUGAAGAUGAGUGAGUGAUCAUGUCCAUGUUCCUAUUCUUAGCGCUGCAGUGGAGGGAGCACGACUAAUGAUGCUUCCUAACCUCGAUGCCUAGCACUCAAGGUCAGCUCUGCACUGAUGCAUUGUGGGCAAGGUGUCCCGGGCCGCUGAGGAGCACUGCCAGAUUGAGUUUGUUGUGUUGUUGUGGUUUCUGUGACUUUGCCCCAGAAUUUAUCACCGAGGUUUGCUGAAAGAAUAACAGAUACAAUCGCAGAACAAGCAAUUUAUUCAGCAGAGCGCACAGAGGGGGGGGAACUACAAGCUCUUGUCCUGCGAGUUACACACUCCAUUUUUCAGAGCGGUUUCAAGUUAUGCUCUGAUAAUUCUACACUAAUGUGACUAGAAAGUGAAAGACUGCGGGACUUUCAAAGGCAUCGGCUUAGGAUUGAUUCACCUAGUUAGUUUUAAUUUUGGUCUUAUUCACAUGGCUGCAUUAUGACUUUGAGCUAAAUUUCUUAUGUUUAAAGCUCCUGUGAGGUUUUUUAUAGGCUGAUGUUCAUGUUGAUGCCUUUUUAUGAUAUCAAAAAGCAAGAAAAACAAUUGGUGACAAAAUUGACGAUGUUUAUACUGUCAUUUUUGAUGCUGUAAGCCUGUGUGAGGGGGUAGGUGUCAGCUGAGCAGUUUCCAAGCAGAACAUCCACACUUAAAUAUACAUUUGACUGUCAAAAGUCAGCAGGGUGAGAUAUUUUGUCAAAAGACAUUAAUUAAGCAAGUAGAAGACAAGAAAGACUAGUCCAUGAAGGCGCCAAAGUUGGUGUAGACUGAAAGUUCCUCAUAGGAGCUUUAUAGGUGAGUCAACUAAAGUCUUGUUCACCUUGUCUUACAUUCAGGGCUUUAUAUGAGGGUUCGAAUCAUUGGUUGUAUAGAACAUGAAUAUGAAGCCUGCUAUUGGCCGUCGCCAUGGAAGAAAUGCUGACUCGACACAAAUUCCGAUCAGUCUAGAGCAGGGGUGGGCAAUCAUGUGCCAUGGAGGGCCGAGAGGCUGCAGGUUUUCUUUCCAACCUGAAACUCCACCAGGUGAGUUCACUGAUUAGUCCUUGCUCUCUGCUUAGAGGUAAUCAGUGAAAUCACCUGGUGGAGUUUUGGGUUGGAAAGAAAACCUGCAGCCUCUCGGCCCUCCAUGGCACAUGAUUGCCCACCCCUGGUCUAGAGAGAGGUGGAGGUAAACUGAGCCUUUAGCCUCCUCACUUUAAUGCAUCAUAAAUAACUUAUAAUGAUAAUAUUAUCUCACCAGCAGCUUAAGUACGCCCACCCUUCAAUAAAGUUAACCACACUCCUAAACAUGGAAAACAAGGCAGCAAACAUGUGAAUUUGUGCUGUAAAAAAUUGGCUUUUUUAAAGGGGUCAGCAUGUAUCGUGCCCUCCGAGGAUUACUUUCAGGACAUAACUCAUCAUUGCUUAGCCCCACAAAUGAGAAUUGUAUGGAUUUUAAAUUGUACAUUUCCGUGGGCCACUCUGCGCGUUUUGUGAGGUGCACGCAAUUCUCAGCAGGCAUGUGGCACAAGAGAAAACCACUGAAAAUGAAAACUUGUUGCCAAAAAGAAAAGGAAAGUCAGUUAUCUGGAAUUAUUUCGGUUAAAAGAAGGAUGAUGUCGACCAAAACACACGUUCUGUGUUUAUCUGUCACCACAAUAACGUCCCAGCACAAUAAAAGGUGAAAAUAUCUCUGAGACAGACAGAAGCCAUUCUACUAACAUUCACAAAAAGAGGUCAGAUCAGUGCAGGUUAACUUUCCACAAGAUUUCAGCAGCGCAGCAUAACAUUAAAUGCUAUUCAGGUCAUCUGGUGAAAAUUCCUGUAUUUUUUAAUAUCGUAAUAUAUAUCGCAGGGUUGAAAAAAAUUGCAAUGUUAGUUUUUUCCAAUACCGCGCAGCCUUAGUGUGAUUACCAAAUAUUUAUGCCAGUCUUGUAUAUGAAGAGGGUUUGAGGAAAAAACUUAAACCCUGAAGAGUUUUUUUUUUUAAAUCCUCCACAUUCAUUCAGGAUGAUACACUAAUUCACAACCAGGGAGCUCACUCCGACGCUGUGACUCGAUUACGACCCACAGCCCAUAUUCAUUCUGCGUCUGAUUCUAACCAAACAUGAGCGGCGAAUAAUGCCCCUUUUCUCUCAUUGACAAAUUAGAAACGGGUUUUGUUUGCGAACCUCUUGUCGAGUGUUUUCUCACCUGUCAUUGCACAGGAGAGGGUGAACAAAGACAAAAAAGAGAUUUUAAGAAAAGGAUAGAACAAAGAAGAAGAAGAAGAAACAGAAGAGGAGGAUGGGACCAGAAGGAAGGCUAAACGUUGAGUAAGGGAAGGCAGCGGCAGAGUCGGCCCCUCACUCGGAUCAUUAAUUUGUGUUCUAAUUAGCAGGAAUGCCACAGUUGGAAUGUGAUGCCGGCAAAGGACGAGGAGCGGGUGUGAGUGUGUGUGUGUGUCCUGUGCCUGUGACCUGCCGUGUCUCCAAGUCUCCUGGCUUGUUAGAAAUGACAGAUUGACGCUCCCAUGUACCCCCCCCAUCCACCAGGCCCACCCGACUCCCCGACCCAACCCACCCAUCUGCUCUGGAAUCACGCCAGAUCCUCAGACCUGUGUCGUGUCAGCGCCGUGUUGGCGCGUGUGUAUUUGAACGCGUGUCAGUUUGGUCAUGUAGGUCUAGUUGGACGUCUUGGAGUUUAAAAAUUUUCCAAUCAUGCUUUUGUUGCUGUUGUUUAUCGUUCUGCCAAGGCCGAGCUGUUUCGCUAGAUUUGAGCUGUUUUGCCCUUUGUGUGCACACUGUUCAAACUGAAAAAUACCGUGUCUUGUUUCUUUGCUUUAGACGCACAUAAGAAGUCCUCAGAUUCAAGUUUACAAAAGACCAUUUUCCAGCAGAGAGAAACUCUGAAUCCAGCAGAGACUCGGUGAGAUUUGCAGCGUCUAACUGUCUAAAGAGUUCUGUGAAAGUGCCAGCAUUGACUUCUCAGGUCACUAUUCAUUUCCUGUGUUUUCUCUCCUCAUUGUGGAUAAACUGUUUCAGCCGAGCUUUUCAUCAGCUGUCCCCUGAUUCUUUUAAAGACCCAGACGGUGCAGCGAGCCUCGAGCCUCCCCAGGGCCUGAAAACAUUCAUUUAGAUAGUGCCAAUAUCCAAUCUUCCAAUACGUUUCUUCUGGACAUGUCUUUAAGAAAAAAAAAACAGAGAGAGAAAUGUAUCAGCGUUGAUAUCCUUUGGUCAGUGACAUCACAUUUAUAAAAGCUGCGAGUGUGUGUGUUUGUGUUUGUGUGUGUGUGUUUACUGAAGCUAUUCCAGUAAAGCGUCUAGCCCAGGGACAGAGGAGAGCUGCCCUACGCGGUAAUUGAACCACAGAUCCUGCUGGACUAUUAGUCACAAGUCUCAGUCUGCCCACAGACUUUUAUCGCUGUUGAAUCAACAUGAGCGGAGAGAGCCAGAGCAGGUCAGUGUUACAAACGGGCCUUUCAUAGCAGGGCCGCAAUUUUACUUUAUACAAAUCUGCUGCUGCUGCUGCUGCUGCUGCAGGCUCUCUGAGACCUGAGAGGAAACUAUUUUUUCACGCUGUCUCACAAAACUGGUGUUGGCUUAAAAAGCAAUGAGACCAUCAUUUGUUGGCUGCCAGAGAUCUACUGAAAGGAUUAUCUACAGUUUUAACAAAGUGAUUGCUAUUGUUUCAGGACAUUUUACUUUCCUUUGUGUAUACCGUGAUCUGAAUACACCGUGGAAAAGGAACUGGGCAGUGAGGAGUAAAAACAACUCAAAGUUUCACACAGUCACUCACUGGUUGAGGGUAACCCCACUUCUUUCUGUAGUUUUGCACAGACACAAGUUAGAUAUGUGAUAUAAUAGUAGAUAUAAUAUUAUUAGUAUUUCUGUGUCACUUCAUUAGAGCUACCUCGAUUACUAAACAAGAAUAUCAUCUGGCAAAGCUUAUGUUGGCAGUAGGGCUGGGCGAUAAAACGAUAAUGAUAAAUAUCAAAAAUUAAAUUUCCUUCUGUAGCAAUAUGAAACAUGGUCAAUAUGCUUUUCAGCAGCCGGCAUUCUGCCAUGUUUUGGUAGACUUGAAAAAAGACUAGAAAAAUGAAAAGUUGCUCCGGGUCGCGCCACGCUGAUCCAAUCAUGUGCCAAAUUAGAACCAAGUAGUCUAUUUAAAUUACAUUUAAAAGUAACAGGGAGCAUUUAAGAUUGACAAGUGAUUUUUAAUAUCGUGAUAUAUAUCGAUAUUGACUGAUAUGAAAAAAUAUAUUGUGAUAAACUUUUUCCCAUAUCGCCCAGCUCUAUUUGGCAGAUAGGCGAAAAAGAAACAGUGGGAAACUUUUAGCAACAUACUCAGUACAAGCAGAGGGACAUUUGUAUCUUGGGAUGAAUUAUUUAUUGAUUAAAUAACAAUGUCUGAAAGUUUCAUUUAUCAAGAACAGCUUCCAUGAGCGUGAGACACAACAAAACCAGCGCCAGAGAGAAGCACCAACAUCCUCAGCUCCUGUUUUAGAUCUGAUGCACAAACAGCAGAGGUGGAUCAGUUUCCCUGAGAGUCACAAGGCUCACUACAGCAAUAGAUAAGAUGACAUGAAGAACCUUAGUGGACAUUAUAAUGUGUGUUGAGAUAGGGCUGUAUGAUUAAUUGAUUUUAAAUUGUUAUUGGAUUAUUCGAAUAUGACGAUGUCAAUCAUGUUGAAUUGGUACGACUUCACAGUUUCAGAUGAAGAGCAAACCACUCCCUGCUGCAAACUCUGUCUGAAGGCGGUAUCAACCCGUCCACACUGAAACUAAUUCAGGAGUAAACACAAAAACCUUUGUCGUAUUGGCGUUUCAUCCACAUGGAAAAGUACAGGAGCGCCUAAAUACGUAAACAACUACCAUUUCAACUCCGUGUGGAUGUCUAUCUGCAUCGCUUGAAACGAUUAUGUGACACAGCGUCACUCUUUAACAGCGCCUUCACGUGUCCGGCCAAAACAUCCUUUAUAUGCAUGCUCUGUACUCUUCUUCUGUCUUUUGUGCUUUUCCUCUACUUAAUCAUUUUAGUGGUUUCGUUUUGAGAAAUGAUAGAAAAACUUAUUAUUCAAGUUAAGUUUGGUGAAGUUGUCAUUGAAUCAAAAAUCAAAAAUAAAGUUUUCAGAGAAAAAAAUCAGAGUUUUGUUUUUGGCCAAUAUUGUGCAGCCCUACAUUUAGACAAUCCUGUGUAUCUCAUUCUUGUUAAUCCACGUUGAUAUUGGGUCUUGGAGUGUGAAACAAAGCCCAGUGAUGGAAAGACGUAGGAUAGCACAAAGAGGAGACAGAGGGAGGGAGAGUGUGAAUGAUUUUUUCGGACAGUUCUGGAUGAGUGAAGACACUGACAGCCUCUCACUCGCAGCCUUUGUCUCUCACUUUCCUUUUUACCACACCAUUCUUGCAAUAUUCACCCAUUCUUCAUCUCCAGAGAGGAUUUAUUGUCAAGUUCAGUCCAAACUAAGCAUUUUUCUGGAUUGAUUCGGUUUCUUUCUGCAGUAAAAACCCACCAUCCCCCCGUCUGGUGGCUCGUCCUGAGGAACAGAAUGAGAGCAGGGCCGCUGGUCAGCACUCUGCUUCUCAGUGUCCAGAUGGUGGAUGUGAAAGAUCCCAGUUAGGGGUCCCGAUGCUGUGUCCUUGAAGCCGAGUGAUUUAUAUGUUUGGCAAAGGCAUCCAGAAGGCAGAAGAGGAGAAAACUUACUAUAUAUUGUGUCUGUUCUGAGGUGCUUCUAUUGUCUUCUGGUCUUAUAUCCUAUAUUAUGUAAGUCUAGUUACUGUUUAUCUACAUACUCAGCCACACUCGAGCUAAUCAUGUUCUUUCUAUGCAAAUGAUACGACUCGAGUCUCGUCUUUCUGCCUCAGUAGCAGGUGUGUGUUUCCAUGUGUGUGCAUAACCUUGAAGCACACAGGGGGAAUGUCGCUGUGCCCUGCUGCCAGCUUCUCUGAGGGGUUGUAUUCACUGGCACCACCCACUGUUUUCCUUCCAAUUAACUCUGCCAUCAGACCCGGUUGAGACAGUCUGCCCCCGUGUUGGAGAGCCUCGCGCCCCCGUGCAGUUUUGAGCUUUGGCCCCGCGAAGCCCCUUCUCAGCCCCCAGUCAGCCCCACCUCCACUUAGGCCUCAAACGCAGGGAUAGAAAGAGCAUUCAUCACAGCGGGGAAAGGGCAGACAUGGAAAUGCUGAGUCUUUUCAUCUUUGUUUAAUCAACUUACUACAACCCGAAAGUCAUGUGACUUCCAAACUGAGGAGUGGGAGGACACUGGAGGGGGUGAGUUCAUGCAUGGGGAGAAAAGGACAGUGUAAAGGUAGAUAAAGACGUAGGAUUGAGGGGAAUUAAGGUCAUAGUGUCGGGAGAGUCACAAUAUUGGGGCUUUGAUACGGAGGGCUGAGCAGAGGGAGGAUACAGAGGGUUGAUGAGAGAUUACCCAGAAUUCAGCUCUGUAUCAAGUCUGAGCUCUAAACAGGGAUGGGGAUCAACAACCUGGUCCAUCAGAUACCUAGUUUGGAAGUUUCUACACCUGAAAAAUAAUAAUAAUUGAGCUUAUUGAGUCUGCUAUGGAGUCUUGAGGGUCCUGUGACUCAAAGUAAAGUUGUGUUAUAUUAAUUUAAAAGUGUUAAUCUACAUGUAGAAGAAUUCUGGUAAAUUGGGAAAUGUCCAAGAUGUGGCCAUAUGUUAAUUAGAUUAUUAAUUAAAAAUACUGUUCAGUAGUUGAGUCACUUUAGUUGCUAUGGUAACCGUCAGCAUAUUAACAGUCAUAAACAGCCUUUGCAACUUCAGCAUUUUGGACAGAUGUGUGUUAAAGUUUGACCUCGACUCUGUCCUCUUCUUGAUGGUUCUUGCUGAAUGUUGUUCUUGGUUGUAAGUCUCCAAAAAUCCCUUUAAGUAAAGCACUAAUUUAUUGCAUCUCUUUAAGCAUCAGGUCAGGAACUGUUGCUGAAGAAGACAGCACGUGAAGGUGGACACAAGUUGCGCUUAACUGCGAGUCCCAAAGCCGUCAAAGCUCUUGUGUGUCCUGAAGGUCCUGAAAAUUAUGACUCGAGUUUUUAGACGAGAGUACUGCGAUACGUGUAGUUCUGUAAGAAGAAAAUGUUGAUGAAGAGUGAAAACUGGAGUAAAAAGAAGUAAUAAAAGAAAAGCCGCAAAAUGUUUUAAAAAAUUAGAAUUACGAGAUCCGAACAAAAGUUUGAUUAAUUUUUCCAGAUACAAGUUUUUAAGACGGAGAAUUAGGGCCUCUUUAAGAAAAUGUGGGUGUGCAAAAGUUAAGAUUUUGAGAUUAAAGUCGUUAAUCAACGAUAUGUGCCAUAAGAUUAAGUAUCUCCCUGUUUAAAAAAACCUAUAUUGAAGUACAAAUGCUUCAUGGCUCUAAUUUUAACAACUGUCAUCUUAAAGGUUAGAAUAUAAGAACUUUAUUCUCGUAAGUAAUUUUUUUAGUAUGACUUUAUUUUUGUAAGUAAUUACUUCAUUACAACUUUUUUAAUCUCAAAAUUUUGACUUUAAUCUCGAAAUGGAAAUUAAAAAAACUUCCCUCCUGUUAUUGUUUUUUUCUUUUUCUUGUGGCCCUAAUCCUCUUUUGUAAGUUUUGCUGAUAAACUGCUGUAGCAAGUACUCUUACUGUUAAACUACAGGGACUUCCUUUACUGUGCAGACACUAUCACUCCAUGCAUCUAAACAUUUAAUCUUGAAGCCGUUUGAACAUUAUCUUAAAAUAAAGCCUGUGAGAGCCAGCGUUUCAAAGCUUCCAGUGUGGCCAGCUGGUAGUUUCUCUCAAGACUGCCUUCUCUGUGUGACGCCAUCGUUCACAGCAGGCGUCCUUUUAUUGACGUUGGUGUAAGUUGAAUGGCUAAGCUACAUUACAUGAGUGUUUAACGACAGACGAGGACUCCUAACAAAAGCUGCAACACUCCUGUCCAGGUCUGUGCCAACAAACAGUGGAUUCUCGUUCAGCAUCCAUGACACUUCAGAUGAUUCAUCGGAUGAGUUACACAGCUUGUAUGCUUGACUCAGACUGUGACUUUGUAAUCCUGGUGAAUCCUGCUAAGUUGGGAGAAGCUUGUUGGCUUCUUCUUGUUUGUGUGAGUUAACAGCGUGAGGGAAGUGUUGAGACAGGUUGAAUGUGUUUGCAGAAGGUCUUUGGCGCUGCAGUUAUGGUUUCUACUGAUGUGACCUUUUAUUUGUUUGUGUUUGUCGAUUUUGCAUUUCUUAAAGUUAGCUAAGAGUUGAGGUCAAGGGCUUGUUCGCAAUUAAAGGGAUAUUCAUAUACAUAUUAUUAUGGCUGGGACCCUGUUGAUGACGUUAGGUGCUGUUAUGAGCAUUAUUUGUGGCUAUAGAGUGGCGUUUCGUUUGAGGUUUGUUUAUGGCUCCUCAGACCGCUGUGUAUUUCUAUCGUGCGGUCGUGACUAAAGUUGGUAAAACUAGAGAAGCAAGUGGUCAGCAACAUUCAUCUCUUGAGAGGGUGUCUAACUCUGUGUUACGGUGUGUUUGACCCUAAAUUAAUUUUACGCCCAGGAUAUUCAUUUAAGACAAUGGACUUAGGGUGUUCAGAAAGGUUCCCAGCUCAUGGCACAUAGGGCUGUGCAAGAAGUCGAUUAAAUUGAUUAACUGACAUUUGUUGAUUUUAAGAUUUACUAAGAUAAAAAUCUAGAUUUUGUCAUUUGUGCCCUGUAGUCUCUACUUUCUUCACUUUCUGCUCGGACAAACACAUUUAUUAUCAACAUGGCUGCUAGAGCAUAAGUGAAGAGUUUGGAAGUUGUUUGGAACUAUUUUGGUUUUGGAGUGUCAGACCUCGACUUAACCUCUAUGUGCAGAGUCAUAUCUUUGUUAUUUGUAGUUUUAUUUUUAGGAGAAAAAGGAAAAUUAAUAAAAUUACAAAUCCAUUUUUUGUAAAUGACACCUGAGAUUUGAUUUAACAAAACCUGAGUCGAGGACCUGUGCACCUCAGCACUAUAUGACACUGCUAGCACUACUGCAUUUAUUGCACUUUUUAUACUGGUUUUAACUGAUUUUACUCUACUUGGCUGGUCUGCAGAGGUGCAUUUGUUGUUGUUUGUUUGUUGUAAUUGUCUUUGUUAGUGUACUGUGUAUGAGUCUGUGAGUGGCGCGACCCCUGAAUUUCCCGAAUGGGAUUAAUAAAGCAUCCAUCCAUCCAUCCAUCCAUCCAUCCAUCUAUCCAUCUAUCUUUUUUAAGCCCAUAUUGCUAAAAUGUGCCAUAUCGCUAACGACACGUUGGCAAACUUUUCAGACCAUGCUGGAAAGUCAAGCCAAUUGAGUCUCAUAUACAGUCUGAGUAUAAGGUCUUUAAUUUAGUCUAGUGUAAGUUCAGGCAGGCCAUGUCGUAAAGCUGAGAGUUCAGCCUGUUACUCAGCAGAUCGAGAAACAUCAAAAUGGGGUUCUAGUCGAGCUGCUUCACAGACCACUUUAUAACCCACCUCCACCCCAGAUAAAACUACUGCGUGAAAUGGAUUGUUGCAUGUCUUAACGGUUGUUGGAUGGAUGAAGGGAUAGAGACCAGGUGGUUUGCAGUUGGGCAGCUUUGCUGCUGCUCUCCCUGAAGUAGAAGUAAGUGAAAUUAAGAGAAAAAGGAGGGAAAAGGAGGGUUGGAAGAUGAAUCAGUUUGGAAGAAAGAAGGAUGUAGAAAAGAGGGUUGGGGGGAGACAAACAAAGGCAGAUUGAAAUGAAAUGAAAUGGGUUUUAGGCAGAGGGAGCGCAGGUGGCUGUGUAAAAAGAGGAAGCGAAUGGAAAGAAAACGAGCAGGUCUUUAUUAUGGUGAGUAACUUUGACACGCUCGCGUUGAGCCCAGCGCCAGUCCAUCCGUCAUCCAGCUCUCAUACUGAUGAGCACUGGAAACAAAUCUGAGGAAGCCAGGCUUUAUUUUGCCGCCUGGGUGACUUGUCGGAGUCGUCACAGGCCCAUGUGUCCCUGCAUCCCUCCCCAACCGACGUCUCCCAGGCUCCGUUUCACCCGCUGGGAAUGUGUGCCUCUCCUCUCCCUCCUUCUUUCCAUCUCAUCUAUUCAUUAUGCAGAUAGUUUUUUCUCCGUUUAUAUAUUUUUUUUACAAGUCCCUCGUGUUUAUUUUUUCUUUAUUUGUCUCAAAUGUUACUGCUGUUUAUCUGCCUGACAAGUGAGUGUGUAUAUGCGCUUGAUAAGUUGCGAAACACAGAGGGCAUCAAUCACUGUCACUUAGCUGCUCAACACGUCGCUCAGGCUGCCAGAACCCGAGAACCUCGCACCUUCUUUGGAACCUUUUUCUUUUUUUUUUCAGCUUAGUCUAACCUCAAUGAAUUGAAACCCUUUCAAUACAUAAAUCUACAAGUGAAAGAAAGAAAGAGGGAGAAAAAGAGACGGGAAGACGAGGGGGAGGACUGUGGGUGAUGAGUACAAGCGCUUUUGUGCUUUUGCAGUCUGACUCAAAUAUAUGUUUACACAUUUACAAAUGAGAAAUCCAAGAGCGCAAUGUCAGUUUUCAUACUCCCCCACGCCUAUGGCAGCCUGCCUGGCGCUGCAGGCCCCCUCCAGUCGCAGACUUCUGGAACAGUUAUUUAGAUGAAUGAUUAAAGUUAAGGCACAGCCAGCCACAGUCUCACCACUCUUAUUUAAGGAAGAAUGGGAUCGCUGUCAUCUUUUGAUGCAUUGCCUGCCAUCCUGCAUGCAAACGAGACACCCUCUCUCCUUACUUUUUCGUCCCUCCUCUCCUCUCCGAUGGGCCCCUGAUGAGUUGCCUUGGGUGAUUGAUCAAGUGCCAUGGCAUCACUGGAGACACGUGGGAAGUCUGCCCACCAAGCCACCCACCCACCCAGCGAGCCAGGCAAAAACACUCCAGCAUGCUGAUCUGAUGUGAUCAGUAGGAUCAGAGGAACAAGGGAGGACUGCUGCACACAGUUGAUCUAUGGGCCUCUGAAGUCAGGCUCUGGAGACCAAAAUCUUCUAAUGACUUUAUAGAUAAAGCAUACUGCAGUUUGUAUUCUCCCCCUGCCUUGUCUACCUUCCUGCAAGCUGCACAAGGAAAGAAGUUCAAUGCAGGAUGCAAGAAGCUGGCUGUGUCUUCAUGAGCCGUUUCGUAAAUGAAAAAAAUAAAGAUCAUGUGGCAAAGUAAAAAUACUGCAAGUACCAUUAACGUUUUGAUAUAUAUUUUCUGUUUUAGCUUAUUUUUCAGUGAUUUUUAAAUCAUUUGGGGGGGAUUUUUGCUCUUUUUGAAUAGGACUGCUAAAGAAAGACAGAAAAUUGUGAGAGUAAAGACAACCUUGGACAACCGCAGCUAGGACCAUCACCCAAUAAGGAUGUGUAUAUCAACUAUUAACCUUCCUCUUGAGUUAGCCUUUACUGGGCACCAACUAUGUUAUGGGUCAGUUUUGACCCACGUCUUAAAUCAGCUGUAAAUUACACUUAAAACAAUUCUCUAUCAUCGAAUUUGGUUCUCAUCUUUGGGUUACCUUGUUAGGCUUCAUUAUCCAUAAAAAUAUCAUAUAUGAUUUCAGUUUUUGAUCUGAUUAUUAGAUGUUGAUCAAACCAGGUCAACAGCGACCCUAACACCACAAGUGCCAUAAUUUUAAUCAGAGCAUUUUAUGAUUUAGUCAAUUUAUAUUUUUUAUUUUUAUUUUGUUGAAAUAGAGGUUCCUGACAAAGUCAAAGUAUAUGUGCCCAUAUACAGAUACUAAAGAUCUGCUCAUCCUUAGUCAUUUGCUGCAUGUAAUCCCUCACUUAAACAGCAUCCACCCAUGAUAUUUCCACAAAAUUGUUUUGUAUUUCCAAAAAAUUUCUGUCAGGUGUUAAUCAUUAAAAACUAAGUUCUAUUGACGCUCUACAUCCAGGAUUAAUGCAAGUAUUUCUACCAUACUCUGCAUCCAUUUGGUUUCUAUUUCUGCAUGUUUCUGAAACAAAUGAAUACAGACAGAAAAUUGCUGUACCACCUAAGGUAGUGGGGGCAGUGUUGAGCAGACCAGAAAAACACAACACAAGAAGAAUACUUUGAAAUAGUGGAACUCUUAAUAGAGAUUGUGCAAGCUGGCUAAAACUGUUAGUGUUCAGUCUUUAUUAUGUUCCCUUGGAAGGGCAAAGAGAUAUACAGCCACACCAGAACGACUGGAGGAAGAUCAGACGGAAACUGAACGUCAGGUAGACAGCAGAGACAAAAAAGACCAGUUCAAGACCAGUGCUGUCUUGUGGAUGUACUCUUUAAGGUCUAUUCCAGUCUAAAGUACUGGUGGGAGAAUGUGGGGACAGUCUUGUCAUUAAAAUAUGUGUAUCUGCUUAUUUUCGUGUGCAAAAGAAGCAUAAAGAGCCCUCAGCCAUUUUUGACUAUUCCAUUGCAGUCUUUGUUUUCAGCUUGACAGGACGUCCAGAACAGUUUUAUAUCCAAAGGCCAAGAUAAAAGGUCAAUAUUUCCAACAAUUGUUGACAAGAAACUCUGGACACUCUGCAACCUUUUACACAUAUCUGCCCCCUUCUCACCUUCUUGAUGUAAAGGAGAGCAGAGAUUUCAUAUGUGGGGUGUACCCUCCUUCUUAAAAAUGUUAAGUACAGAGUUUUAGUUCUUGAGCUGGCAGGUUAACACAUCAUAUAUAUGUGCAGUUUCCUCAGCAGCGUUUGUUGUACAUCUUUAGCUGGCUGCACAGAAGGUUUGCGGGACAACACAUGUUUUAUGCAGUGGCCUGUGCAACGUGUGAGCAGAUUUUUGGCUGCUUCCUGCAGAUCUCAUUGUAUCACAGCACCUGGUUCCAGCCUGAAAGCACUACCUAUUCUUCUGUCAGGGUAAUGUGACUAUUAUCACAGAGAUGUAGGAUUUUGAGGGGAUGAACGUUAAUACCUUGGCAUAGCAGUAUCCUCCGGGGUGUAUUCCAUGGAAACAUUGUCGUAGCGCUCAUGGAUUGAAAUUUUAACAAUGCUGGCACUGAUGCCUAAUGUGUUGUCAGCAUUGUUUAUUUAUUUGGCAGUGGUUCAUUCUCACUGGUAGCUUGUUUGUUCCUGGGGGUUAAUAAUAACUUAUAUUUUUCUCACAAUCCCAACUUUUUGUCCAAGAAGGCCGUAUCAACAUGAGUGGUUGAGUACAUUACCUUCCUUUAUUCACCUUUUUCCAGGGAAAAACAAUUAAUUUUGUUAUGCCUCCUGUUUUUGUUGUUCUUUUAUAAUGUCUGAGUCACUUAAAUGCAACCCACAUAUGUCCUGGGCAGCUCCAUGUGACACUUUAGAUGGAUUUGGGUGCAAAGAGAGAAGCUACUUCAAAUGAGCAAGAUUGUUGUGAAAGGGAUUUAUAAGAAAGAACAAUUUCCUAGAAUUCAGAGUGUUUGCAGGAGACCUGACGUGAAUGAAAACAGAGAAACACAAAGAAAAGAGGGGGUAGAUGUUUUAGUGUCUGUCUAGAGAUUUUUCAAUGACUUUUGAUGACUUUUAAUGAGAAUAGAGAGGUAGAUAUAGAGGUGAACUAGUAGGAGGGAGUAAGGCACAACGUGGGGCAAAGGGUGGCCUUCUUCAAUGACUCUGUAAAUGAGGCAGGAUUAAACUGCUGAACUCAAUCGGUUGUUUUUAGGAAUAGUGAAGCAUGAGGAAAAAUAUCAUAAAUUUUGUGAGUAUGGGGGUCAGAUAAGAAGAUCUUAACCAACCUUAGAACAGUCUGUUCAAUACAACUGCUCUCUGUAGCCCGAUCUCACCUGGUUUAGACAAGAAACAUCAUAGAACGGCUAACAAAGUCUUUAUCUCCAAGCAUCUUAGAGACACUAAAAAAAGUGGAUGCUUUACUGAAGUGUUAGUCCAUCACAGUAUGUUGUUUUGCAUUCGCAUUCUCAGUAUUUAAAAAAAAAGGGUCUCUUGAAGGACGGAGUCAGACUAAAGAAUGAUGAAGCCAAGUAACGUCCUGCUUUGCUGUGAUUGGCUAGAAGUCAACCUUUGCUUUGGUCCCACAAUCUCAUUAGAUCAUAGGGGCGGGAAUCACCAGUGGCCCCUCGAUACGAUAUUAUCCCGAAACUUGGGCCACGGUACGAUAUUAUUGCGAUUUUUUACCUUUUUGCAAAACAGUGAGUAUUGCGAUACAAUACACUGCGAUUUAUACAGUUUUUCAGCUGUUUAGCUAAUUUAGUAUUUGUCUUUCCUUUAUGUUUGUCUUAUUUAUACAGUAUUUUAUAUUCAUGUAGCACAUCUUGCUAACCUUACGAGUCAGGUCGAUCUCAUUUGCGCCCUGCUUGCAUUCCUAAUGUCUUUCCUUAGGUGCUGAUAUAUUUGCUCUAACUUUCUCCUGCUCUAUGACGACACCUUUGCCAACCUCACUGGACAUACAGUUGAUUUUAUUUUUCCAUUUGGAAAUUUUUGCUGCUCUCCGCUAAUCCGCUGUCUGCCUGGGCACUUUGCAUUGUGGGUAACAGUAGGCGAAGCAGACUGGUCCGAUGCAUACUGUGAAAUUUUUCCGAAUCAGUACGUCAAGUUUCACAUUUGUUGCCUACUGCAUACUAAAUUUUGGGCAAAUCAGUUCGUACUGCUAGUAUAGUAGGCGAAUUCCAAAACGGCCUGUGUUCCUUUAUGCUGUGCAGACAGAGUUAGCAGUUAAAAGUCCUGUUGGGGUCCAUAUGGAUCAGAGAGUGUCCACUGGAUUUUUCUGUGUUAUUGAUAAAUCCAUAACCACGAAGUAUUUCUCAUCUACAUGAACUGAUAAACAGUUGGGAGUUAGCAUAUGGUAUUUUAAUUUUGAAAUUAAAACACAUGAAAUUAAUUAUCAUGAAAUCAAAUCGGCAAAACUAUUUGAUUAAUUUGAAAAAAUCGAUACUUGGUCAAUGCGACAAUACGAUAUAUCACCAGACAAAAUAUUGCGAUACUGAUUUUUUUCUCCUACUAGAUCAUGCCUUGAGUUGGUAAUAUGAAAAAGUCCUAUGAUCCAUGCAUCUAAAUCUUACCAAAUAGUUUUGACACCUUAAAUUAAACAACCAGAAUACACCUGAUUUGUGCAAUAAUACUUGGCUAAACUACUCAGGUACAAAACUGUGAUUUUGUUUGACUUCAUAUGAAUCCCCUAAUCAUCAGCAUUUACUCUUAGAGAGACUUAGUGCCUCAGAAACUUGAUUUUCUUAGUAAUACUAAAGGGAAACGAAGACAGAUAAAUGCUUCAUAUCAGUUUUAUAUUGUCUUCCAGCCUGUCUUACUCUUGCUGACCUCUUCUGCUCCAACUUGAUUUCUGUUGCAGACUUUCUGCCACAAUAAAAGAAGCUAUAAAACAAAACUCAAUAGAGGGUCCUCUGUCUCCUGCAGUUUAACCUGCGUAAGCGGCCGGUUAUGAAGAGGAUGUGAUCAGGGUCCAAAGAAUGAGGCACCGCUUCAAGGUUACAUUAUGAGGAUGCUCAUUAAUGAGGCUUUGUGGAGAAGUGAAAGCAAACAGAACCAUUAGGAUCAUUAAAAAGUCUCCAAGUGCUAAAACAAAGCAAGAGAGACUAUACAAAAAUACAACACAAAGUUUGUGGUGCCACACAUUUUGGAUUUAAUUGCACAUGUUGCUCUUCACGUGCAACAACCAGGGAUUUCUGCAGUCCUCCUCUGAGUCCAAUCUAAGUGGCAUCUGCAAUAUGUUGCAAUAUUGUCGGCAUAUAACACUUAAGCUGGCAAACAAUACCUCCACAAAUCCUCUUAUGUCAGCUCUAAAGGGCAGAGGACUUUCUUUCUUUCUUUCUUUCUUUCUUUCACAGUAGUUAAUUUUCUGUACUAAACAUCACUCUUUGCAUUUUCUGCUGUAUGAAACUUUUGUUCAUGUUCAACAUGAGUACAUCCAACAUUUCACCUGACACAUGGAGAAAAAGACUUCAUUCCUUUUUAAGUAAAAAUUAUUUGGGAGCUGAGCCGGUCUUCUUGAAACAAUAUUACAGAUAUUACUUCUCAAGAAACCUCUGAUUAUUCUCUUUGGGGUGAAGUGAUUCUCAUUUUUGGCUUAUUGCACUCAUAAUCUCACUGUGUGCCGUAUAUAUAUUGUCUUUUUACCUUUUCUCUCUCCUUUUCUUUGGACUUUCUUUUUCAUAUUGUCUUACAGAGCUCCGUGCUUUCUCAACACUAGUUCUCUUAUUCGUUUUCUUCUUCUCCUCCCUUACUGUGUUAUCUGUCUGGGCUCCAUUUCCCUGCUCCCUGAUACUCCCUGACUCAGUAGCUUUCAUUUUCAUGAUAAUCCAGCGACACCACUGGACUGCGAAAUCGCUUUUACUGCCUUUUCUUUUUCUCUUUUUCUCUUUUUUACCCCUACUCUCUCUGUCUCUCUCUCUUUCUCUCUCUCUCCCCCUCUUUCCUACAUUUUCCCUCCACUGGUUUAUCUUUUUUCCUCCUGGCUUUAUUUUGCUUUUUGUAAUUAAAUGUCAUUUUUAGUUCUCCCAUUUUUUUUUUUUUAAGAAGAGAGAAGAAAAAGUUUCUUUUUUAUUAUUUUAUGAUCAUUGUCAGAGCAGAACAGAGUCACUGCUGUUUUAAUGGAACGAAGCUGAGCAGCAGGACCAAGAACAAAAUAUGCUCAUCUCUCUCUCUCUGUUUACCUCACUAAUGAAAUUUAUUAUCUCGCAAACAAAAAGAAAAAUAGAAUUGUUUUUACCUCACAGACAUAUAUUUGACUUCUGUCGUAUACUUUCAAUCUGCUUGGAUGUCCAGCCGUCCAUUUUUGCCUUUUAAGUAGGCCAGACGGUCCUUCAUUUCCAAAGGGAUCCCGCCAUUGCGCCUCUGGGAUUUGUAAUCCCUGAGAUGAGCCCUCUAAGUUUACCCUGAGGUGCUACAAGGAGGCGUCUGUCAUGUUCAAACAGCGUCCCGUCUCCACACACGAGCGCCUGUUUGAAUAUCUCCUUUUGAGUGUCCAAGAUCCUCGCCCACUACUCUUGAAUAUAUAUUUCUACAUCUUCUUUGUUUUCUGUCCUUCCAACGAGCCACCUUUGGAGUGAGUGUCUCGUCUAUUUAGAUCACCUGCAGAGCUGCUUGGCAAUCAGUCUUAGUUUAUUCAGAGCUGCAGCUUGUUCUUCAUUUUGCACCAAGGCCAUGUCUGUCUUUCUUUCGGUUACGUCAAAAAAAAAAAAAAAAUCUCUCAAUCUGGGACCUGUAUUUGUUAGGCUGCAAACUGGAGGCUUUUUGAUGUCAAAGUCUGCCUUUGGGUCCCUAAUUAUUCUCCCAGACAGGUGUCAGCCACAUGUACCAGGCAGCUAGUAAGUGCACUUUUUUGUUUUUAACUCAGCUCACCUUCAUUUACCCAGCACCUUUCAUACAUACAAGCGUGCAGCUCAGAGUGCUCCACGGGGGAUAAAAAGACAAAAACUGGCAGCAACAUAUGACAUUUUGAAAGACUAAAACAAUUAAAAAGAAGGUAAUACGCUCUGUAUUUAUUUAAUAAAACUUCUCUGCAGUGACAGCUUCUCAAAGUUUUCUCUGUGUUUAAACUUUUUCCUCCUCUUGGAUUAUUUAGGGCACAAGUUUUGCAAGUGGAAGUCACGCUAUCCUUGUCGAAAAGGUUGAUGAACAUCCACGAUAUAUCAUCAGAAAAAUCCUCUUUGAUAAAUAUUUGCCAUCUCAUGAUAAAUACGAUAAAUGCAAGUUGAUGACAUAAGCGCGAGCGACAGACUCGUAGCCAUAGCCCACACAGAGCAAAAUGAAAAACAAACAUGGCGUUACUGAACGAGGCUCCACAUGAAGGAUUUCCUUCAAGAUUGGGGUUUAGAUGAGUGCAAUCAGGUAUGUCUGACAUCGGACAGUGGAUCUGCUGCUGUUCACUCUGUGCAAUAAGAGUUUUCAACAAAUAUGCAAAAUGUUUUCACAUUUGAUUGUCCACAACCUACCAGUAAAACUUGUGGUUAAGUAUCUUAUUUGACUACUCCAACUGGUGUUCUCAAGGCAAAAUGAGUCAAAAAUAUUGACUGGACCAUAAUAUUUUUUUAUUGGGACUUUUAUCGUCAUCACUAGAAUGGCAAAUCUUAUAGAUCUGAUAUAUUUUUUAAGCCCAUAUCGCCCAUCCCUACACCAGUGACACUAUUUUAUACUCUCCUGUCGGCUUGUUGUAGCUGCACGUUGUUCUUCUUCUCUGUUCAUAGGUUGCAUACUGCCCAGUCAAGAACAAAAUAAACACAUGAGCAGAUAGGUUACAGUAAACUUGCAAUCAGUAAAUUAACUUGACAGAGAAAAAAACAGACAUUCCCAGUGAGUAAUGACGCUUAAAAAUGUUCACCAUUAAACUGACUUUCAAAAAUGAAAGUGAAAGUUUUUUUAAUUUAAGGUUUUAUGUUUGAUUGAAUUUCACUCGGAAAUCUGCUUGCACUGGUAUUAACUACAUAAAUAAAACCAAACACAAUAACUGUGAGAGUGAACAGUGUGUAAUAGUAACCUUUAAAAAACUACCAUAAAGACCCCGGCAGGAUUUUCAUUACAGUUGUGUGGUUUGUUUGUUCGUCUCUUUAAACUGCUGUCAUGCCCUUUAAAUUGGCCCUGGGGGACAAACAAAGUGAUUUGAAUUUAAUUUAAUUUCACAGAUUAUUAAAAUAUUCAGAGAAAAUUGUUUUUUUAUGCGCAUUGAUUUAAUUUGCCAGCUGAUGAAAGGUUUAAAAAUGGUCUCCAACAUCCAGACCUGAUUUCAACUUGUUUUCAAACUGAUUUCAUCAUGAUGAGUCUGGUUGGUGCCAACUGGGUUUAUGAUUUAUGAGCUAUAAAACUGUUAGAUUUUCUCCACAUGCUUUUAUUUAUUCAUGUCACUCCUCACUUCUCACACAUCAUGAAAUUACCAGCUCAUUAUUUCCCAAGGUGCAUUCACAUUUUAAUCUUAUCAACAAUCUGUCUUUUAUGCUACAUGACACAGUCACCUGAUCACGCCAUAUUUAUACACUGGUGGCAGAGUUUGCUAUACUGUUAAGUUAUUUUUACACCCAUACACACACAUACCACAAGCUGUAUCUCCAACAAGCAGUUAUGUGUUUAGUGCAUAGACUGUAUAUAGAAUAGACGCCGUCUGCCUCCUCAUGGGCAAUUUCCACCGCAUCUGGAACGGCUACAAAAAAGCCAAAUCCGCUGAUCUUAGCUGAUCGUAACCAUUCAAGUUAACGUGUCAAUUUCCACCGGCUUCUUUUCGUUCUGCUGCAGAUCGCCUGACUCCGCAGCUGAUCGCAAGAGUUCUAUUUUUUCCAGACACCGGAGUACGCCGAAUAUAUUCAGCACAGAUUAACCUGUGCUGGAUAGGAAGUCAGGCACAGACACAAAAUAAAACAUCCGGCUUCUUUUCAAAAUAAAACACUCCAUGUUUCAGGCGGAUAGUAUUUCACACUAUGCAAAUGGGCGGGGACGAACAAGUGAUCCCGAUGACACCAUGGAUGAGGCGAUGCUGAUUUUAGAAGUCUAGAGGUGGAUAUACUCCUCUGGAAGGACACAACAUGGUUAGCCUGUGUGGCUAAAAACAACUUGUUAUCACGCGAUUGCACAUGAAUCCGUGGGUUCUUGUGGGUUCUCGUGAUUCCUGCUAAUGCUAAUCCGCCACAAAAUUCGCCUCACAAACAGAUCCGGUAGGAAUUGGCGUGCGGCGAGAAUUGCUGCCGUUUCGGAUCUGAGCCGAUUCAGAUGCGGUGCAAAUCCCGGGUCACUGAGUGAAGCCGCCGCGUGAACAGCACCCUCUGGUGACGGGCUCCAGUAUAGGUCAUAAAUCCCUACUCCUCCGGCAAUCCUUAUGGAGCUGUGGACAAACUUUAGAAAUUUAUUAUACAGAAUAUACAUUUUUCUGCCCCCAAUUGUGAUGUUGACGUUUUCUAUGAUUGACACUUGAUACAGCUUAUGGGCAUAUGAAGAUUGUAUUUUAGCAGAGCUUUAUCACAUGAUUCUCAGCGACUCUCCUGUUGAAUCCGCACAACGCUACAGCGCAAGUGGUGGCUCCAGGAAGUGGAGAAAAUCCUGGAACUACGGAGAGCAAUUCCGCUUCAAAUUAGUGAAAAUGACGGAAGGCGGAGCCAAGUUGUCCACAUACAUGUACCAUAUACAGUCCAUAUUCAGUCUGUAUAUGGACACAAGGAGCUGGGAUCAAACCUCGAACUUUCCCACUGAGAGAAGGUAUCCUGUAUAAACGCAGUAGACUCAGUAUAGCUAUAUACUCAAGGCUAAAACAGGGAAUAGGUGUAAAUUAAGUCUUAAAUUCAGCCUAAAUAAGUUUAUUAUGGUUUUAGCUGGAAUAAAAAUCAACUGUAUGAGCUCCACAUCUUCAAAAAACAGUAGUCUGGAUGAUGAUCUUGAUCUCUGUGUUACCUUCAGUUGCCUUUAAAACUCCCAAAUAUCUGAAGUCUUUCCCUUUAAUUUCCUCCCAUCCUGAAGGGGAAAAUCAUCCGUUUCCUACAUCAGCUUUGAGGCUCUAACCCUGAGACAUCCUCUUCACACUCUGCCCCGCUGUACAUUUGACAUCACAGUCCAGCGAAGCUUGUAUUGGCAGAAUUGUGCGGAAAAAGAAAUCAUAAAGUCCUGUGGAGAUUUUCUUCAGUAAUGACCUUCUCACCUGUUCAAUCACUGCGAGGCACUCUUCAUUUCAGGAUUAUAAAUGGUGCCGGGUUAACAGAAAUGGAAGUAGAUAUUACAGGGUCUUACAUCACAACUCCUAGUAAAAAAUGAGGAAAAGUGAACACAGCGAGAUAACUUUUUCGUCUUUUUUUGUCUCAGUGAAAAGAAGCUGUGAUUUUGAGUAAACAGUGUUCCCAAAGCAAAGAGUAAUCUGCAUCUAGACUCUACAACGUCUCAUUCUGCUUAAGCGUCUUCUGAUGACUAAGAAAUUGUUUGUGAUGUCUCUUGGUCUUAAAGAAGAAAAUAUGAUGGGGAAAAAAAAGAACAAAAUACAUCCCUGCUUCACAUCACAACGAGGAGUGAAGAAGGAGAAACAGAGAGUUGAAAAAAAUGACUCCAAAAACUAUCAGUAGCCGGCAUCAGAGUCUGCAGUUUGUGGUGUGGGAGUGGAACUGUACAUUUGACUCCUCUCUGUGACAGCAGAUCAAUGCAGCCCCGAGCACAGAUAGAAAUGAAUUGAUUGUCACCAAUAAAACUCCAAUUAAACAAAAGAACAAGCCUGGGAGAGAUCUCCGAGACGUGUAGCUCUCUUCUUCCCAUCAGUCCUCAGGUUAGGGAAGGAGGAGGGGAGGGUGGGAGGAAGGAAGGAGAGGCGGAGAGAGCAGGUCGGUGAGUGAGGUCCAUUUCCUCUGAAUGCUCUCGCUGUGAAGGAGGUGAGGAAGUUAUGGAUGAAUGUAAGAGUGAGAGGGCUGCAGACAGAAGAUCAGAUACCCGAUAGACAGAGAGAGAGUGAGAGAAAAAGCCGAGACGGAGGUGCUGCCAUUGAUCCAGAGCUUCCUUAAUGAUGAAAAGAGAUCUUAAUUGUGGUGGCAGAUGAUGUAUCAGGUUAUAGCGGUCGGUUCAAGAGCUCAUCUGACCUUUUCUCAUUUAAUAAGCCAGUGCAAAGUACUUCCCUGCACAGUCUAUGGGCUUCUCUCAAACCACCUUGACUCACUGUCCAGGCGCUUCUGCUCAAUUUUCACACAUUUGUUUCAGGGGCCUUUACAUGAGUCUUUUUCACACGUGCACUCAGGAAAUUAUCGAUUAUCUUUCAUGGAUUCAGCCCCAAAACUCACUUCAGCUUCUUACUCACACAUAUCCCUCACAGACAGUCUAUUCAUAUGCAUACUCACUGUUCUGGCUUGGUAUACAAGCAACAGGUGAGAAUCAGUUUUUUUAAUAAAAGUAUGUACGCCUCCACUACACUAGGGGGUGGUAUUCCCCUUUUCUGCCAGUUAUGAUAUUAAACUCUAGGGCUGCAGCUAUUGAAUAUUUUAGUAUAAAAAAUAUAUAUAUAUUUUUAGUGCAAUUAUCGCAGCGCAAUCGCAGAACAAGAGUGUGUGGUAGCGGAUUGCAAUACUCGUACAAAAGUUAAUUAUAUUAAUUUUCAUCAUGCCCCCAAAGAUAUUAACGUCCGAGAGCUGAGUAGCUCCUCUGUUACCUGCUACUUCUACUUCACCGACAAUGUUAGGCUGCAAGCAUAAAGAGAAGUGUGCAGAGCAGCGCUGUCUCUGCCCACGACUCAGAGGCGAAUUGCUAAUGAGCUGGAGCUCUGCAGAAGAAAAGUCCCUCUCAUCAUUCAUUUUUUUUCCAAUCCGCAAAACCGAAACUGCGCUUACUGCUCCUUCUACCGUGGUGACAUAAGCGCGUUGUGUCACCUUGAAAAUAAACCGUCGAAACAGUGAUAAUUGGAGCUUAUAAACGAGUACUCGAGGCAGAGAGAAUUCCUCGAUCAUUUUUUGUAAUCGCGGUACUCAAGGAAUCGUUCAGCCCUAAAUAAUUCAUCAGUCGACCUGUUACUUCUAAUGCCAAAACUAUCAACAGGUUAGCAAAAAGUGGUUACAUGUCAUCUUUACAGCUCUUUACCUUUUGUUUACUUUACACCUCUCUUUCAUACUGUUAAUGUAAAGUUUGCGACCCUGCAUCCAUCCAUCAUGCUGUGAAGUACACACAAAAAUCUAAGGUCAGUUUGGAGUUCGAUCAGGGUGUAUACAUGCAAUAGAAAAUCAAUCCCCAGCUAGAGUAUUUAAAUAUUGAGAAAUUAUUCUGCGAUUUCAGUCUGACAAAUUUGUUUACAUCUUAUUCCUGCAGCCCAUCUCAACAUUUCUAGGAGGUGUGUAAAACUUUUAUGCAUGUGUGAAUACAGCCAAUAAGUACAAUCCCCAUCCCUUUAGCAUGAGGUGGAAGCGUAGUAUAAGACCAUAAGCUAGCAACCAAAAAAAGGAAGGCACAGGAAGACAGUCAAAGAAGAGGGUAGGUGAUAUGGCUGCACGAUUCAUUGAUUUUAAAUUGUAAUAAGAUUAUUUGAUUAUGACAAUGUUUAAAAAAAUUAAAAUCAUCAAAUCAAUUUCCCUCUCUAUCAUGUCCCACACCUCUGGGCCACCUUGAGUGCAUUUCCCAUGCAGCAUUACAGCGCCACUUACUGGCUUGGCAUAUGCACUAUAUCAGUGGUUUUCGUUCUGAGAGAUGAUAGAAAAACUUUUUAUUUUUAAAGUGAAGCUUGGUGAAGUUGUCACUAAAACUGAGUUUUCAGAGAAAAAAUUGGGAUUUUGUUUUUGGCUAGAAUCGUGCAGCCCUAGUCGGUGAUCAGCAAAUAAAAAUGUCAUUGAAAAAUCCGUUUUUUCAACAUUACAGUAAUUAGAUUCAGUGAAGAGGAUACAAGGAUUACAUGAAUCAUUUUGGCAUUGACAAAUUUACAAGUUAUAAUAAAUCGACGCUGAAACACUUUGACUAGUCUAGUUUAAAAAGCUAAUAAUGUCCUUGUCACUUAAAUUCAACAUGGUAUAAUUUAUGACAACAAACUCGAUCCUGAGUACCAAAGUUUGCUGGUUUUAGCCACAAACUUUUCCUUUCAGAGCAUGUGACCUCCCAUGGUAACAGCUUAUUGAAACGCACUUGUAUGCAUGUUGGAACAAUAUUUACUAAAUGUUUGUGUUUGUGUGGCAGCAAGAGUUAUUCCAGGACUUGCUGCAGUAUUUUUAUAUACAACACCUUAACUUAGUCAGCUCCCAACAGCAGUGAGUGUAGCUGUAGAGUCUCUCCAAGUGAAGGUCCACUCUGAGAGACGCCCUGUCUGUCUGUCUCUCUCUCUCUCUCUGUGAGUACGAUCAUGUUGUCUCAUUUCUCUGUCACUCGUGGUCCCUCGCUGUCUGAGCUUCACUUAUAAUCUCUUCAUUGAACAAUCCCCACAUUUCAUUCUUGCAUGUACUUCCAGGUGGGUUAUAUUCCUCGCUUCUAAGCAGCGACUAAAGAUGCUUUUCUGCUCGUAUGAACCUCCAAAUGAAGUUAAAGAUGAUUAAUGUCCCCCGUUCUUUGAAAAUGUUCAAGAUCUCCUUACACUCUCCUCAGCUCAUCUCACUCCUCCACUAAUAACAUUUUCUUCACUAUCUCCCUCUCUCUCCCAAGCUCUGUAAUCUGAUUGUUCUUCCUGUGAUUGUGCUCUUAUUGAGUUGUCUGUAUCAUACAUAUGUAUAAGUCCACCAUAAAACUUAUUCCAUCUUCUGCUGUGAUUCCCCGAGCAUCCUGACAAACAGGAAUUUCAUUCCUUAAUGGUGGAAACACUAAUGCCUUGUUGACAUGUGUAGAGCUUCAAUAUGUGGGGGACUUCGUAGACGGGGGAGAGAACCCAUGACAUGACAGGUUACAUCUAUUUCUCUGGUAAAGUACUGUUUUCACCAGCAGUUUUAUGUCCUCGUCUUAAAUUUAACCUCCUCGUAUUCAGAAACAGAUUUUAUCCUUGUAGCUUUCGGGAGGGAAACAUCAAUCACUCUUUUGGGACUGAAAUAUUUCAACAGCUGUAACAGAUGAUGAUUGAAUUUAAUACAGAUCUUCAUGAUGCCCAGAGGAUGAAACCUGGUGAUUUUUAUACUCCUCCGACUUUUCACACAAGCUUCAGUCGUGUGACUUAAAUUAAAUGUCUCAACUACUAUUGGAGUGAUUUCCAUGACAUUUUUGUGCCUCUCAAGAGGAACUGCAGUAACUAUUUCAAUCAUCUAUCAUUUGUCAAUUUAGCUCUUUUAUUUAUGACCAAACACCAGCAGAUUGUAUCAUAUUCGUGAAAUGCUUAUUGGCAAAUGUCAACCUGCUAAACAAAGACUGCCCUUCUACUUGCCAAACGACAGAGUGAAGGCAUAAUAUAUACUGCAUAAAACCAUGGACAGGACAACAGCUGUCCAAAGUGAAGCCAAGUCUUUUACAGCCCCUCCUGGUGAUUGGCUCUAGUACGAGUCUUGAAGCCUCGCUCGUUUAUUGUAGACAAUGAAACAUGAACUCAAGAGUCAGUGAACUCUGCAGAGCUGUGAGUUUCUGCUUCAAAUCAACACAAGAAUCUGUUCUGCUGUCGUUUGUUUCAACUUGAGGGAAUUUUUCCCUGAUUUGUUGUCAGGACGUUGCUCCACUUCUCAAACUGAGAGGAGGUGAAGGUGCAUUUUCCAUUUUGACAAACAGGUCAUUUUUAGAGAGUCACUGUAAGCCUCUGGCUGUGUAGAAAACAUGGUUCCCAGUUGUUAUUGAAGCUGCAUGGUGAGCGCAUGCAGAGGACAAGAUGAGCAAAGACUGCAUUGUCCACAGGGGGCGCCAAAAUUGACUCAAACUGAAAGUUCCUCACAGGAGCUUUAAUAGUCAAUUGAGACAUUCAUUCUUACAAAGAUUAUCACAAAUAAGCAAGGUAAUAUUUGACUGUGAAUUAAAAUGUUCAAUUUAAUGAUGAAUUAAUUCGUAACAGGCAGCAGGUUUAUUUUUUAAAACUCCUUAGGUAAUUAUUUCAUUUAUUAUUUAGUUAUUUUUAGAUUUCAGCUGUCUUGUUUCCCCUAAAGUUUGUAGCUUCUCUGCUUCAUAUUGGGGUCUUGAGUCUUAUCAUAAUACGACAUUUAGUUGACUAUAUAGGCCACCAAAAGUCCAAAUGUUAUACUCACAUUAGAAAAAUUAUUUAAAAUCCUUCUCCCAUAAAGUUUUUUACUUUAAACAUUAUGAGUAAUUUGAUUCCAAUGACACAUUUCUUUAUAUUGUAUAUUUCAGAUGAAGUAUGUCUGCCAGAGCUGUGUUUCUGCAACUGACAUAAUAAUUUGACAUUUAAAUAGAAAACAAUCACUUCAAAAUCAUUAGUGACAGUUUUUAACCAUAUACAGAUGCCUAAUCAUAAAGUUAAAUGUGCAAAAACUAAAUCCUAAGCAUAAGUAAGACUGAAAGAUGGUCAAAAGAAAAUAAUUGAAGUGAUCUAUCUGUUGAUCCAAGUUUAAAAUAAAAUAGUAGUAGACUUGGAUUUAAGUGACUGAUCUGAAGUACAUUCAAGUACUUGAAGAGCUGUGGAUGAAACCAUCCACCAAAUGCCACGUUCUAGUGUCUAUAAUUAUCACUUUUCCUUAUGAAUAAAGUGACGACAGUUAAAUUAGUUUCAUUUAAGUUGUCAGUGCUGAAUAACUGUUGUAAACUCUUGAGAUCCUUUCACUUGUAACCAAAGAAUCUUUCUAUGUAAGUGUCUUGUUGUGUGCGUGCGUGCGUGCGUGCGUGCGUGCGUGCGGACCUGUAUGAGCUCAGCCUCAUCACCUUUUCAUCACCCCUGCAGCGUUCCCCUGGUUAAUGCUCCAAAAGUUACCUCUCUCUCUCUCUCACUGAAUCCAAACUGAGCGGUAUGAAAGGUGUGAUUUUUCAGACAGUGAAUCUUUUCGCUGGUUGCAGAAGCCUGAUAUGACCUUAUAGCAAACAUCCACCGUUUUGCAAAAAGUCUAUACUUAUAGAUUUUAUGUCAAGGUAAAAUAUUUGAUAUUUCUUCUAACAAAUCCUCACCCUUUGAAUGGAUUUACUGUCGAGCACAAAAAAAAUAUUUCAUAUUUAUGCUAAUAGCAAGUCCGUCUAUUUAUUGGUUUCUGUUGGCAUUUUAUUUCUCUCGUGCCACAGAAGAAGCCCCUCUGUAGCUCCUCUUUUUCAGCUCAAUCGAUGUUUGUUGAAGUUGCUGACUGCGUACAGUUGCUUGUUCUCCCUUAGAGAGGCCCAGGCUGACCUCAGACCCCAUCAUGAAAUCAUUUCUGAGCUUGGUACAGUUGACCCUGAAGGUUAGGUGGAGGUUCACGGCGUGAUGGUGCCGCUGAGGAUGGUUAAGGAUUAUGAUGAUGGUGCUAGUUCGAGCUGUGUGCCAUCAGCAGGAGGAAUGAUUAGGACUGCACCAGCAGAGCGUUAGCCUGACAGAUGGCAACACACAGAGCUAGCUGACAGCACUGCUGACAGCGCAUUCACAGGAAGUCCCUAUCUUGCAUGCGCUGUACACAGUGUUUGUUGCUGUCCAUAUUUGGAUGUUUUUCUGCCAUCAAGUGUAGCUUAUUCUUACCUGUCACUGCAGCAGUCAGCUCACAUCACUAAUUCACCAGCUUAAAAACUGCAAGACUACUGCAUCGACCAGACUUAUCCAAUUGGUAGUGCUGGGGGUCAGUCCGGCCCUCUUUCCUCAAAUCCAACCAUUUAAUAAUUCAUCUAAAAGUUAGAUACAAAUAUGAAAAAAUUUUUCUCAUAAGAGUAGAUUUUAUAUUCCAUGCAUUAUUCUGUCAACAGGCUCUUUAGCCCAAUGAUAAGUUAAGGUAUGUCUCUUAUUAGCUCAGAAAUGCAGAAGGAAAUUUUGGAUCGAUAAAACCCCAUUGUACCGAAAUGUAAAAUAAAGAAGUGUCCAGGUAGAGCAACAUUUUUCAUUCGCUUUCUUGCCACUACAGGGGCUUUCCGAUUGCUCAAAGGUGUUCAUGUGUUCUUAUUUUAUAUCAGUCGUGUUGUGUUUUAUGUGUAGUGUGCAUACUACUGUGAAGACAGAUAAAUGUAUGCAACAUUCAAGUACAAGGAAAACAAACAUCCCCAUGAGGACAGUAAUGCACAGACAUUACCUUAGCUUACCAUACCAUACAGAACCACAACAUAUCAUACAAUAUCACAUCAUAUCGUAAUGUAUUGAAUAGUAUCUUAUCGUAACGUAAUGUAAGCUAAUGUAUCUUGUUGUAUCGAAGGCUAACAUAUCAUAUCCCAGUGUGAUAUCAUAAUAUUGUAUCAUCAUAGUGUAUCUUGAUAUUGACUUGUAUCGUAAUAUAUAGUUUCAUGCCUAAUAGACCAAUCACAUUGUAUCUUAUUUAACAGAACAUGUCAUCCUGUACAAUACUUUAUGUUAAUGUACUGUGUAGAACUGGCCCUUGCUGUACAACUUGGCAUGUUGUAAAAGUUGUAUUGUAUCGUUUUUUGUAUUGUUCCAAGUCAUCUGGUAUCCUGAAUCUUUCCAUGCAUAAUAUUGUAUCAUCAUAGUGUAUCUUGAUAUUGUAUUGUAUCAUAAUGUAUCAUAUCAUGCCUAAUAUACCAUUCACAUUAUGUCUUAUGUAAUAGAACAUACCAUGUCAUCCAGCUCUUGCUAUAUAAUUUCGCAUGUUGUAAAAGUUGUAUUAUAUUGUUUUUUAUGUUGUUCCAAGUCAUCUGGUAUCCUGGAUCUUUCCAUGCCAUUCUAUAUUGUUUUAAUCACAUUGUUUGUUAUCAUACAGUAUCCUAUCAGUCCCAAAUCACAUCAAAUAAAUUAGAAUAAUUUCUUUUGUGUCUUAUCUUAUAGUUUCGUAUAGUAUCCUUUUAUUUAAUAUCAGUGUAUUGUAUAAUAUUUUAAUGAUUUGUAUUGUAUUGCUUCAAAAAAUAUUUCUACUUUUGCUGGAUUCAAGGUUAUGUGAAAUUUUCAGUUUAAUAUAUCUGACUCAGACAACGUAAACAUCCUCACUUUUUGAUUCUGUUGUUUUUCUUUUUUAAUCAGGCUCCACUUAAAAAAAAAAAAAAAACUUAUUGAAAUAGCUUUACAUGGCAGCAAAUUGCAAUGGCAGCAAAAAUCCAGUCGGGGCCUGUUAAAAAUCUUCACCGGGUCAUUAUCCCAGUCACAGGUCAUUUAUCAACACCUUUCUUUUCUUACUAAUGCGUUCCCUUUGGUGGUCAAUAAACUUUCAGUUAUUUUCCCCUCAAUCAAUCUACUUAGAAACCGGCUCUGCGGGUAUGUUAAUGAAUGGCCAAAAGACAUAGAUGCAUUAAUUGAAUGACUGAAUACAUUAGGUGCUGUAUUGAGCGCUUCACCGUUGCAAUGUGGAGUUAUUAUUAGGUUCAGUGAUUGAUGAAAGACGAGGAGAGCUUUGGCACAAACCUGUCGGUUCCACUGCCCCGCAUAGGAGUGAGGGAAUGAGACAGAAACAUGAGUAGACACAAAGAUCUGAUCUCGUGCUUGUUUUUGAAAUGCCGUCUUCGUUUUUUUUUUCUUGUUUAGUUUGUUUAUCUGCUCGUGGAGCAGUUUUAAACUCCAUCCAAAUGCAUCCCCAGGGGAAACACAUAUAACCCCUCUGAGUAGUUGUAAUACUUUUCGCUGUCACUUCAUGACAGCUCCAAGCUUGGAGUUCACAUGUGUGGGGAUGUGUCUGUGAGCCUGAGUGUGUGUGUGUUUUAAAAGCGUGCGCGUGUGUGUGUACAUGUAUGCAUAUGGAUGGGAGCAUGGCAGCGAUGUGAUUGAUGAGACAUGAAAGAGAGCAGAGGAAGAUUUCCAGUCAAUCAGCCCAGCGAAUAAGCACCUCUGCCGUGGAUUAAAGGCAGAAAGCUGUCUGAACUAACAAAGGCUCACAUCCAUUACCUUACAUGCAGAGUUGUUUUUCUCCCCGGAACAACACUGACAACAAAAUUAAAGUGUGUUAACAAAAAUAGAUGGUUUUAUUUUCUCGGAUUCGGGAGAUGAAACACAGCUACAUCUAACAAUUUAGAUGCUGGAGAAAAUAAAACUCUUGUGAGGUAAAAAAGGUUCUGUGCAGCAGAGUGACCUCGACAACAUUUGAGAUGAUGACGAUGUGUAAAAUUGUAGAAUACAGUGGGGCAGGAUUUUAUUCAGAGGCUAGAAGGACAUGCAAAAACUAUCAGAAAGGUGGUUGAUAGCAUUCAAUUAUUAUUCAGUGCUCAAACCCUGAAAUUGCUUAACUGAGGAGCAUGUCCGUCGAUUUAAUCAGAUUUUAAUUAAAAUUGGUUCAAAUGUGCAGGGUUAAAACUCUGUCAAAUUUGCUGUUGAUUAGAACGAUUAUAAUGUCCCACACAAUAUUUGUCUUAAUUGCCUAUUUAAAGCUCCUGUGAGGACAUGUUGGUUGGGUCAGUUUUGGUGACCCAAGAUUUCUUAUCCUGUUGACUUUCAAAAAGUCAAAUUAGCUGUUUAUAGUGAACCCUAACCCUAAACCUGGAAAAAAAAAACAGCGUCAGUUCAGCUUGAUUUUGUGUUUGAAACCCCAAAUAAAACCCUCUUAGUUGUCAAAAAAUAACAUGUCUUACAGUCAAGUCUAUCAAGUUAAGUAAAGAAAACUACACAGUUGUCUGGUCUAAGGUUUUCUUGGCGACAUAUUUCAGUGUUUUCCAAUUAGACAGCCAUACCAGCCCCCCAAAAUGCAAUAUUACUUUCCUAAAUCCUCACAGUUCUCUUUACUUAGAGAUUGUUGUAAUGUUAUCUUUUUGGUGGGGUAGGAGUUAGAUCUGCAAAGGUCAAGACUGAUUUAAAACCAAAAUCUUAGAGAUAGUUAAAACAAACAUCAUCAGGUUAAAGUUUGAGAAUGAUUCUGGUCAUGUUUGAGUGACAGUUGGUGAAAGGCACCAAACAUCAUAUUUGAGGGCUAUCUGACUUAAUUUUGAUCAAUACAUCCACCUUCGCCUUCACCUUUUAUGGACUUCUCCUUGUUUAAUUCACAAUUAUAACUGCCUUCAUAACCUUAUUGAGUAUUAAUGUUGUAAUUUUCUCAGUUGCUGAAAAUAAUCCUUUGUUGCGAUCUCAAAAUGUUGAAUCUUCUUUCCCUCUCUUCUAUUUUUCUCCAGGUCCAAGGGUUGGAGAAGCAGGUGGAUUUCUCAGACCUGGGCCCGGUGGGGUCAGUGAUGAAGACCAUCCCAUACGGCAUGGGUGGAGGCGCUGCAGGGGGAACGACAGGGGGUGUGGUUAAGCCUCCAUACCAAACACGCAUCUUCUCUACGUCCAUUGAUCAGACCCCCAUGAAAUCCAAGCCUCCCACCUACAGUUUCUUUAACCCGUAUGACUCAGCCCGGAAUCAGUCUCUACUCUUGGACCAGACAGGCUACCGCUCCAAGCGCAAGCCCUCGCUAAAGACGGCGAUGAAGACCAAGAAGAUUUUCGGCUGGGGGGACUUCUACUUCAACGUCAAGACCAUGAAGUUCAGUUUGUUGGUGACAGGGAAGAUCGUGGACCACAUCAACGGGACGUUCACCGUUUAUUUCCGCCACAACUCCUCCAGCCUGGGUAAUGUUUCUGUGAGCAUCGUGCCGCCCACUAAGGUAGUGGAGUUCGAGGUCCUCCAGCAGCAGCAGCUUCACCCCCACACUCAGCAGGAAGUCCAGAUCCAGGAUACCCAUCAGUCCACCGUGGACCCCAAAGAGUCAAAAACCUUUAACUGCCGGGUGGAGUAUGAGAAAACCAACAGAUCCAAGAAGCCCAAACCCUGCCUGUACGACCCGUCUCAGACCUGCUUCACAGAGCACACCCAGUCCCACGCCGCCUGGCUUUGUGCCAAACCCUUCAAGGUGAUCUGCAUCUUCAUCUCUUUCUUUAGCAUCGACUACAAGCUGGUUCAGAAAGUGUGUCCGGACUACAACUUCCAAAGUGAGCACCCUUACUUUGGAUAAGAACAUGCGACUGAACUGAGAAGUGCAAAAAAAGAGACUCUAUUAAUGACUACAACGACGAUAACUAUUAUGAUAAUGGAGGAUGAUAGUCAUAUUGAUUACAAAGAAGAAGCAGGGGACAGUUUUUUUGCCUCUGAACUGCUGUGAAUUGUGGAUUUAAUUAAAGUAUAAUCAGAGUUAAAGGUGGUUAGAAUAUUGGGGAUUUCUCUGAAUUACUUUCCAAGUUUGUAUUUGGUUCCCCUCCGUUUUAAUUUAAUUUUUAUUUCUGUAAAUAUUGUACUCAACCUCAGCACUCCUACUGUUUUUAGAUAUUUGUUUCUUAGUGUUAUUACUUUUUUGCAUUUGGAGGACUCAAUUGAAAACAGCUGGAAACGGAGUUGUGCCCUGUGAGGUGACUGUGCAAUGCCACCGUUGUAUGGCAGACCUAAUGUUAUGGUAGACUGACUGUUAAUCAUCCCCUCAGCUCUACGUUGCAAACCCUGGAUAUAAGAGAGUUAUAUGUAUGAGAAAUGCUAUGCUGGAUAUGCAUACAAUAUACUGUAUGAAAAAGCACAUUAAAAUCUCUUAAACUGUC